Messenger RNA from Octopus sinensis (East Asian common octopus), 55068 nucleotides. RefSeq names its product titin. Gene Ontology annotation, molecular function: protein binding. Lineage: Eukaryota; Metazoa; Mollusca; Cephalopoda; Octopoda; Octopodidae. The record is from RefSeq and is a predicted model, not a curated record. Bases 89 to 54994 code for a protein of 18301 amino acids. The transcript is spliced from 191 exons.
AAGUCAAAGUCACAGAGAAAAGGAACUAAAGAAGAAACCAGUCCUUGAAGAGGUAUUUAACGCAGCUUCUUUCAAAGUUGGUGACAGUAUGGAAUUGAAGUGCAAAUUCAGUGGUGAACCAAAGCCAACUGUCAAGUGGUUUAAGAAUGGAAAAGAAAUCAGGCCAACCUCACUUACCAAAAUUAUUCAAGAUGGUGAAGUGUGUACUUUAAAAACCAAUAAAUUCACAAAGAAUGAUGUUGGUGUUUACAAGUGUGUUGUCACAAACACUGUUGGUUCUGUUGAAUGUGAAGCUACUAUUACACUUGAUGAAGAAAAGCCUAAGGAACGCAAACCUGAAUUUGAAGAAAUCUUUACAUCAGCCAAUAUCAAAUUGAACGAACCAUUGGAACUGAAAUGUAAAGUAACAGGUGAACCAAAGCCUUCCAUUAAGUGGUUUAAAGACAACAAGGAAAUCAGACAAACCUCUCUCACCAAAAUUAUUCAAGAUGGCUCAGUAUAUACUCUGAAAACUAGCAAAUUCACUAAGAAUGAUGUCGGUGUUUACAAGUGUGUUGCUACAAAUUCCACUGGCUCAGUUGAAUGCGAAGCUACUAUUACACUUGAGGAAGAAAAGACACGCAAACCUGAAUUUGAAGAAAUCUUUACAUCAGCCACUUUCAAAUUGAAUGAACCAUUGGAGCUGAAAUGUAAGGUAACAGGUGAACCAAAGCCUACCAUUAAGUGGUUUAAAGACAACAAGGAAAUCAAACAAACCUCUCUCACCAAAAUUAUUCAAGAUGGCUCAGUAUAUACUCUAAAAACCAGUAAAUUCACAAAGAAUGAUGUCGGUGUUUACAAGUGUGUUGCUACAAAUUCUUCUGGUUCAGUUGAAUGCGAAGCUACUAUUACACUUGAGGAAGAAAAGACACGCAAACCUGAAUUUGAAGAAAUCUUCACAUCAGCUACUAUCAAAUUGAAUGAACCAUUGGAGCUGAAAUGUAAGGUAACAGGUGAACCAAAGCCUACCAUUAAGUGGUUUAAAGACAACAAAGAAAUUAAGCCAACAUCACUUACCAAAAUUACUCAAGAUGGUACUAUAUGUAUAUUAAAAACAACUAAAUUCACUAAGAAUGAAGUCGGUGUUUACAAGUGUGUUGCUACAAAUUCCACUGGUUCAGUUGAAUGUGAAGCUACUAUCACACUUGAGGAAGAAAAACCAAAGGAAGCCAAACCAGAACAGAAGAAACCUGAACAGAAGAAACCUGAAUUUGUAGAAGUUCUUCAACCAACUAGCAUCAAAAAUGAAGAAAGUUUGAAUUUGGUGUGCAAAGUUACUGGUGAACCCAAACCGACCAUCAAAUGGUUCAAAGACAAUGUUGAAAUUAAGCCAACUAUUAAAUAUAAGAUGUCACAAGAGGGAGAUGUAUGCACUUUGAAAAUGGCUAAAUUUACUAAAGCAGAUGCAGGCAUUUAUAAAUGUCUUGCAACUAAUCCUGCAGGAUCAACAAGUUGUGAAGCUUCAGUUACCUUAUUUGAACAAGCUCCAGAAUUUGUUAAAGUCCUUGAACCAGCUACUGUGAAGACAAAUGAAGUUGUAGAACUGACAUGUGAAGUCACUGGUGAACCUAAACCAACAAUUAAAUGGUUUAAAAAUGAUAAGGAGAUUAAAAACACUUCCAAAUCUCCAAUUACUCGCCAAGAAAAUGUUUGCACCUUGAAAAUACCUACAUUCACAAAACCAGAAGCUGGUAUAUACAAAUGUGUUGCUACUAAUUCAGCUGGCUCAGCAGAAUGUGAAGCUACAAUCAAUCUAUUUGAGCAAAAGCCAGAAUUUGAAGAAAUUCUUCAACCUGUGACUCUGAAGGCUGAUGAACCAUUAGAGCUUAAGUGCACAGUAAUUGGUGAACCCAAACCAACUGUUAAAUGGUUUAAAGAUAACAAGGAAAUUAAGAAUACUUCCAAGAACAAAAUUACCAUGGAUGAUAAAGUAUGCUACAUGAAAGUGCCUAAGUUUACCAAAGCAGAAGCUGGAAUAUACAAAUGUGUUGCUACAAACUCAGCUGGCACUGCUGAGUGUGAGGCAUCUGUUGUUCUCUAUGAACGCAAGCCAGAAUUUGUAGAAGUAUUGCAACCAGUGACAAAGAAAGCUGAUGAAGAAGUAGAAAUGAGAUGUAAAGUAACUGGUGACCCUAAACCUACAGUGAAAUGGUUCAAGGAUGGCAAAGAAAUAAAGACUUCUUCCAAAUAUAAAAUCUCAACAGAGGAAGAUGUUUGCAUUUUGAAAAUACUAAAAUUUGCAAAGCCUGAUAGUGGCGUAUACAAAUGUGUUGCAACUAAUUCCGCUGGUUCAGCAGAAUGUGAAGCACCUGUUAAUAUCUAUGAAGUAAAACCAGAAUUUGAAGAAGUCAUUCAACCUUCUGUACUGAAGAUUAAUGAAGAGUUAGUGUUGAAAAGCAAAGUUACUGGUGAACCUAAGCCUACUGUGAAAUGGUUCAAGGAUGGCAAAGAAGUAAGAAACACAGCUAAGAGUGUUAUAACUCAAGAUGGGCAACAGUGCACUCUGAAAAUACCAAAGAUUUCAAAGACAGAUAUUGGUCUUUAUAAAUGUGUUGCAACAAACCCUGCUGGAUCUGCUGAAUGUGAAGCUCCUGUUUCACUUGAAGAAGAAAAGCCAGCAGAAAAGAAACCAGAGGAAAAGAAACCAGAAGAAAAGAAGCCAGAGCAAAAGAAACCUGUAUUUGAAGAGAUCUUCAGUUCAACAAUCAUCAAGGUGAAUGACAUUUUGGAAUUGAAAUGUAAGGUAACUGGUGAACCGAAACCUACCAUCAAGUGGUUUAAAGAUAACAAAGAAAUUAAGCCAACAUCUCUUACCAAACUUACUCAAGAUGGCCAAGUGUGCAUAUUAAAAACCAGUAAAUGCACAAAGAAUGAUGUUGGUGUUUACAAAUGUGUUGCCACAAACCCUGCUGGAUCUGCUGAGUGUGAAGCUACUAUAACACUUGAGGAAGAAAAACCAAAAGAAAAGAAACCAGAGCAAAAGAAACCAGAAUUUGAAGAGAUCUUCCCAUCAGUAUCCCUUAAACCUAAUGACGUUUUGGAACUGAAAUGCAAGGUAACUGGUGAACCAAAGCCUACUAUUAAGUGGUUUAAAGACAACAAAGAAAUUAAACCAACAUCACUUACCAAACUCACACAAGAUGGCCCUGUAUGUGUACUAAAAACCAGCAAAUUCUCCAAGAAUGAAGUUGGUGUUUACAAAUGUCUUGCCACAAAUCCUGCUGGUUCUGCAGAAUGUGAAGCCACUGUUUCACUUGAAGAAAAACCAAAAGAUGAGAAGAAGGAACCAGUUGAAAAAGUUAAAACUCCACCUAAGAUUGAAGAUGUCACAGAAUCUACUAAAAUUAUGGAAGAUAAACCUUUUGAAAUAAGAUGUAAAGUAACUGGUGAUCCGAAACCCACAAUCAAAUGGUUUAAGGAUGAUAAACCAAUUACAUCAAAUGCUGACAUCAAAAUAUCUCAAGAUGGCACUACUUGCAUUAUAAAACUUCCCAAAACAAAGAAAGAUCAAAGUGGAACAUAUAAAUGUGUUGCCACAAAUGCUGUUGGAACUGCAGAAUGUACAUGUACAGUUACUGUUGAAGAAAAAACAGAGGCACCAGUUUUUACAAGGAAACUUACAAAGAAAGACUGCAGGGAAGGGCGGCCAUUUUCAGUUGAUGUUGGUGUUAAAGGUAUACCUUUGCCCGAGGUUACCUGGUAUAUAAAUCAAAAGCUUAUUGAAUCUAAUGAAAGGUUCAAACUUGAAACUAAAAAAGCUUUCUCUGACAUUCAACAUACACUAAAGAUUGAUGCAGUUGAACUGGAAGAUGCAGGCAUUAUUAAAGCUGUUGCCAAAAAUAUUGCUGGUGAAGCAGAAACUGAAGGAGAAUUUAUUGUAGAAGAAAAGAAAGAAACACCCAAGUUUAUCAAAAAGCUUGAAAAUUAUGAAAUUGAUGAAUUAGAAACUUUCAACAUGGAAGUUAUUGUAAGCGGCAAACCUAAGCCUAAUGUUGUCUGGCUCAAAGGCAAUAAAGAAUUGACUGAGGAUGACAACAUAAAGUUUUUGGUUGAAGAUGAUAAGCAUACAUUGCAAUUUAAGUAUGUUUCUACAGAUGAUGCUGGAUUGUUCACUGCUCGAGCUGUAAAUCCUGCUGGUCAAAUGGCUUGUAAUGGCCGUUUGAAAGUUAUCCCUGUUAAGAAGCCAUCCUUUGUCAAGAAACCAGUUGAUAAAUUGGUACCUGAAAAUGGUUCAGUUACAUUUGAUUGUAAAGUCAGUGGACAACCAUCACCUACUGUUACCUGGUACAUCAAUGAUAAGGAACUCAAAGAAAGUGACAUUAUUCAUUUUGAUUCUCCAAAGAAAGAUGAAUAUACUCUUACCAUUGAUAAAGCUAGCCCUGAACUGAAAGGAAAACUGAAAGCUGUUGCAAUUAAUAGGGGAGGAGAAGCUUCAGCUGAAGCCAAGAUUGAUAUUAGAGGCAGAGCACCAGAGUUCAUUGAAGUACCUCAGAAAUGUACAAUUUUGGAAGAUGGUACCACAGAAUUCCGUUGCAAGAUUGCUGGUGAACCUAAACCAACAAUUGAGUGGUCUAAGGGAAAAUGGAUGAAACUUCAAGAUGGUGGACGUAUUAAAAUCUAUUAUGAUGAAAAAACAGGAGAAGAGGUUAUGAAGAUGGAAACAACCAAAACUGGAGAUGCAGGUACUUACACUGUAACGUUGACCAAUGAGCAUGGAACAGAAUCUGCACCAGCAACUCUUAUUGUAACAGACAAGGAAGAGGAGGAAACAGAUUGGAAAGCCGGCUUAAAACACAGGGAGCAAGAAGAACGAGAACUUGAAGAAGACGCUGGCUUUGAUAUUAACCUUCGUAAGGUUGAACUGGAAGAACAAGAGGUGACUCUAACUGAUACCACCAAACGUACUAUGGAAAUUGAAGCAGAUGAAGUAACAUAUGAUCUAAAGAAGAGAGAUAUGCCUGAAUUGGAUGAAUUCAAAGACAAAACAUAUGAUCUUCAAAAACGUGAAGACAUUGAGUUAGCUAAAGUAGAUAAGAAACCUGGAAAGGAUGAAAAAGAGAAAGAUAAAAAGAAACCUGAAGACAAAUAUGCAAAGAAACCCAAAGAAAAAGAUACUGCUACCCUAGAAGAUGGUGGUUUCAAGACUGUCAAGAAAACGUGGAAAUGGGUGAGACCAUUAGAAGAUACGGAAGUAAAAGAACGAGAAUGUGCAACAUUCGAAUGUGAACUAUUUGUUGCUGAUGUAAUUGUGGCUUGGAAAGUACAUGGAGAAGAAAUUGAGGCUAGUCCCAAAUAUAACUUCAAAGCUAAUGGAAAAGUUCAUACUUUGAUUAUUACCAAAUGCCGUCCAAAAGAUGAAGGUGCUGUGUCUUGCUCAUAUGGCAGUAUUACGACUGAAGCCAAAUUGUCCGUAGAACCUGUUCCUCCUGAUUUUGUUGAUGUCAUCAAAGAUUUAACUGUUCCUGAAAAAAGUGAAGCUGUGUUCCAAUGCAAAACAAAUGACGAUGAAGCUGAAGUUGAAUGGUUCUUAGAUGGUAAACCUAUAUCUAAGAACACUAGGUAUAAAACUGAGUGGAAUCGUUUCACUCACACCCUUACAAUUAAGAACGUCGUUCCAACUGAUGAGUGUGAAGUAACUGCAAAAUUGCUUGAAAAAGAAUGCCGAGCUAAGUUAACAGUUACAGCAUUACCUGCUAAGUUUGUUCAGAAGAUUCGAGAUAAAAGUGUUAAAGAACUUGGCAGAACAGAGUUUUCAUGUGAAGUAUCUAGACCUGGAGCUCGUGUCAAAUGGUUUAUAGGUGGAAAGGAAAUCAGCAGCGAUGAUGAUCGUUAUGAAAUAGUUGCAAAGGGAGCAAUUCAUAAAUUGAUCAUAAAAGAAGCAAAGUUCAGUGAUGCUGGUACAAUAAUGGCAUCUGUUGAUAAUGAUAAGACAUCUGCUAAAUUGAAAGUCGAAGACACACCUUUGGUAUUCAUUAAAGAAUUGAAUAAUGUGGUUGUCUAUGAGAAACAAGAAUUGUUUACUCUUGAUGUUACAAUAUCUAAGCCUCAACCCAAAGUGACAUGGUAUUUUAAAAAUCAACAAAUCAUGAAUGAUAAGAGACAUGAAAUUAAGUGCACGAAUAAAGAGAAAACUGCUUUUGAACUUGUUAUAUACAAUGUUGAACUUUCUGAUGAAGGAUUAUAUAGUUGCAAGGCUGGCAAAUUAUCAACACAAGGAGUUGUUACUGUUAAGGAAGAAGAAGCUGUAUUCACCACUGACAUGGAGGAUAAGACUAUCAAAGAAACUGAGUCAGCUGAGUUUACUUGUGAGUUAAACAAACCUAACAAAAAGGUUCAAUGGAUGAAGAAUAAGAAGACUCUUAAAUCAAGUCAGCGUAUUACUAUAUCUACAGACAAGUGCAUCCAGAAAUUAAGUAUUAAAGAUGCUGUUAUGGAUGAUCAAGACGAAUAUACAUGUGUCUUACCAAAUGGAAAUGAAGUGUCUGCUAAAUUGACAGUAAUAGAACUUCCAGCAACAUUUAAAACAAAUCUGAAGGAUGUAACUGUGAAAGAAAAACAAACUGCUACCCUGAAAUGCGAAUUAACAAAGGAAAUUGCAACUGUUAAAUGGUUGAAGAAUGGAAAAGAAAUCACACCUAGUGAUCAUUUUGAAAUUAUCACUGAUGGUUUCCAACAGAAGCUUAUAAUACAUGAUGCCACACUAGAUGACAAAGCAGAAUAUACCUGUGUUUGUGGGGAUGUUUCAACUAAAGCUACCUUGACUAUUGAAGAACUUCCUGCUGCAUUCAAGAAACCGUUGAAUGAUGUUCAUGUGACUGAAAAACAAGAAGCUAUAUUAGAGUGCCAGGUUACAAAACCAAAUGCCACCAUUAUAUGGAAAAAGGAUGGCAAAGAGAUUAAACCUAGUGACAAAAUUAAAUUUGUCUCUGAUGGUUCUACUCGCCAAAUUAUUUUUACUGAAGCUGCUCUAAUGGAUGAAGCUGAUUAUUCUUGUUGUAUUGGGGAUGUGGAGACUACAGCCACUCUCUUUGUAGAUGAAGAACCAGUUCAGUUCCUGAAACCACUUAAAGAUAUCAAAAUUAUGGAGAAAGAGAAAGCUGUCAUGGAAUGUGAAAUUAACAAACCAAAUAAAAAGGCAGUUUGGAAGUUUGAAAAAGAAAUCUUUAGUGGUAGUGAACGAGUUGAACUUGUUGUGGAUGGUUGCGUUCACAGAAUGAUCAUUGAACCCUCUGAACUUGAUGAUGAAGGGGAAUAUACUAUUGUGGUAGAUGGUGUAAAGAGCUCUGCAAUUCUAACGGUUGAUGAAGAGCCAUUAGAAUUUUUGAGUCCUCUAAAAGACCAAGAGGUAAUGGAAAAUGAUGACAUUCUCUUGGUAUGCGAGGUAUCCAAACCAAAUGUGACUGGUUGUUGGAUGAAAGCAGGAAAAGUUAUUGAAAAGGACUCGCAUUUCAAUUUCACAGUUGAAGAAAAGAAACAUACACUAAUUGUGCAAAAAGCACAGCUUAAUGAUGAAGCAAAUUAUGAAUUCAAAAUAAUGAAUAAAUCCACAAAAGCUUUUGUAAAAGUGAAAGAGGGUGAAGUCAAAUUCAUCAAAGAACUUGAAGAUCAAACCGUUGAAAAGAUUCCUGGUGAAGCCACUUUCACAUGUGAGAUAAAUCGUCCUAAUUUGAAAGCUCAAUGGUUCUGUAAGGGCAAACCUAUUACACCAAAUAAAAAAUAUGAAAUUGUUGUUGAAGGCUGUGUGCACAAAUUAAUCAUAAAGGGUGUGAAACCUGAAGAUGUUGCUGACUAUAGCAUGACUGUUAAAGACAAAACUACAAAAGCUGCUCUAUCUGUUGAAGUUGCUCCUGAGUACACUUUGGCUGAUAAAUACAAGGAAGUUAUUUGUAUUAAAGCUGGUGAAAGCACAUCUGUCUCAGUACCAUUCUCUGGCUUUCCUAUUCCGAAAGCCACUUGGCUUCAUAAUGAUAGUGAACUUGAUAAAACAAGGAUGUUGGUUGACUCUUCUGCUGAUGUUACCAAGAUAAAUUUCAAAAAUGUUAAAAGGUCAGAUUCUGGUGAAUACAAACUCUGCUUAGAGAAUUCUGCUGGAAAAGUUGAUGUCACUAUUACACUAAAGGUUCUAGACAAGCCAGGUCCAGUCCGUAACCUUCAAGUCAAAGAUGUGUUGGCUGAAUACAUGACACUAACAUGGCAAGUUCCUGAAGAUAAUGGAGGUAGUUCAAUCACUGCUUAUAUUGUUGAAAAAAGAGAAGAUAAUCGACGAAUGUGGCAAGAAGCAGGUGAAUCAGUAAUAUUGGAACACGUUGUAGAAAAUCUUCGAGAAGGAAGCAAAUAUCUCUUUCAAGUUGCUGCUAAAAAUAAGUAUGGUAUUGGAGAUUUCGUCGAAAUUCCUGAGCCUGUUCUAGCAAGGCAUCCAUUUGAUCGUCCUGAUGCACCUGAUGCACCAACUGUUACAGAUGUAUUCAAAACAUCUGCAAAAGUAAGCUGGACCCCUCCAAAGGAGGAUGGUGGAUCACCUAUUAUUGGAUAUCAUUUGGAGAAAAUGUCAGAUCUUAGCCCAAGGUGGAUUCGUAUUAACAAAGAACCAACUUCAAAUCUUGAUAUGCUUUUGAACGAUCUGGUAGAAGAUUCUUCAUAUCAAUUUAGGGUAGUUGCUGUCAAUAAGGCUGGUGAAAGUGAACCCAGCAAACCAUCCAGUCCUGUUAAGAUGCAAGAUCCUUGGCAUAAACCUUCUAGACCUGAUACACCUCUGGUUGUGGAAACAGAUGAUACAUCUGCACUGUUGAAAUACUCACCACCUACUGAUGAUGGUGGUAGUCCUAUAUUUAAUUAUGUCAUUGAAUAUCGUCUUGCUGGCUCAGUGAAAUGGACCCAAGCUAAUAUUGAUAAAAAGGUUCCAGAACUCACCUAUAGAGUACAGAAGUUGAAAAAAGGUUCAGAAUAUGAAUUCAGAAUUGCUGCUGAAAAUCGGGCUGGUGUUAGUGAAUUUUCAGCACCAACAGAACUGAUCAAAAUUGAAAAACCAAUUGUUGGAAAACCACCCAAAAUUCUGGAACCUUUAACUGAUGUCACAUUUGUUUCACCAAAUGAUGCUUCAUUAGAAUGUACUGUUGAUCUUGGAGAACCUAAGGCUGAAAUAAAAUGGUUUAAAGGUGAUACUGCCAUCAAAAAGAAUUCUAAAUAUGACAUGAAUUAUGAGGAUGGUAUUGCUACUCUUAUUAUUCAUAAAACUGAACCAUCUGAUACUGCUGUCUAUUCAUGCAAAUUUUCUAAUGCUCUUGGAAAAUGUGAAACUAAAGGAAAACUCACCAUUCACACUCAUCCACAGCUUGAAUAUGACAACCGUCUGCAAAGUACUCAGACCUUCAAGGCUGGAUCUUCAAUAGUUAUCUUAGUUAAUGUUUCCGGUAUUCCAACUCCCACUAUCAAAUGGUUGUUGAAUGAAAAAGAGAUUGAAACAUCUUACUCUCUUAAUAUCGAAACAACAGAAAAAUCCUCUCGAGUAACUAUUAAAAAUGCAGACACUAAAGAUGGUGGAGUAUACACCAUUGUUGCUGAAAACUCAGUUGGAAAAGCUGCUGCAGAUUUUGAAAUUCUUGUUAAAGGUAAACCAUCAAAACCACAAAACCUCAAGGUUAGUGAUGUGCAGAAAAAUUCUGUUACAUUUUCAUGGGAACCACCAAGUUCUGAUGGUGGAAGUGAAAUCACUAAAUAUAUCAUUGAGAAACGCGAUGCUAAGCGUUCUACAUGGACACCUGUGAGCACUGUAGAUGGAACUACAUUGUCACUCGAAAUUAACAAACUCACUGAAGAAGUAGAAUACUUCUUUAGAGUUGCUGCUGAAAAUAAAAUUGGACAAAGCGAUUUUGCUGAAACUGAAGAACCAACGGUACCCAAACUGCCAUUCUCUGUUCCUGAUGCUCCUAUCAAUGUCCACAUGACUGAUGUGACAAACUGCUCAGUCAGCUUGGCCUGGGAACCUCCAAAAAGUGAUGGUGGUUCACCUAUUAUAGGUUACAUAAUUGAACGUAAACAAACAUCAAGCAACAGAUGGAUUAAAGCUAAUAAAACUGCUGUGCCAGAACUAAACUACACAGUUACAGAUUUGGUAGAAAAUGAUACUUAUGAAUUCAGAGUAUCAGCUGAAAACCUUGCAGGUGUUGGAAAACCAUCUAAACCAACUCCACCUAUUACUGUUAAAUUUCCAUUUGGUAAACCAUCAGCUCCUGGCAAACCUGAGAUCAUUGAUGUAACUCGUGACUCAAUGACAUUAAAAUGGCUGCCUCCUGACAGCAAUGGCGGAAGUCCUAUAACUAACUACAUUGUUGAAAUGAGGGUAGCAGGGUCUGCUAAAUGGAUGUGUGCUUCACAAAAUGUACAUAUACCAGAUACAAGCUUUGUUGUUAAAGGCCUAACAGAAGGGUUGGAAUAUGAAUAUCGUAUAAUCGCUGAAAAUAAGGCCGGCCCAAGUCCACCAUCACAACCUUCCAAGAGUGUUGUUGCAAGAGAUCCUAUCAUUGGAGAUCCUCCAUUGGUUGUGGAACCAUUAAAAGACACUGCAGUAUUUGUUGGAGAAACAACUGUACUGGAAUGUAAAAUUACUGGUGAACCCACACCAAACAUCAUUUGGAUCAAAGAGAAGAGGGAGAUAUCUGAAUCUAAGAAAUUUGAUUUCUUCUACAAAGAUUCAUUUGCUAAUCUCACAGUCAGGGACAUGUCAGACAAAGAUGCUGGUACCUAUACAUGCCAAGCAAAGAAUGCUCUUGGAGAGGCUUCAACAUCUUGCAAACUUACUAUUCAACAAACUCCUAAGCUAGAAUAUGAUAACAAAUUCAGAGACUUGAUUCGUCUUCAUGUUGGUACAAACUUACGAAUCCCUGUUAAAGUGACAGGCAUUCCAAAACCAGUACCAACUUGGGCUAAAGAAAACAAACCUAUGAAAUCACAAGGUAGAUGUACAUUAGAAACCCUUGAGAAUGUUACAACACUUUUAAUUAAGAAAGUUACUCGGGAAGAUGAUGGAAUGUACACAUUGAAAGCUAUCAAUGAUGUAGGUGAAGAUUCAGCAACAUUUGAUGUUGAAGUUAUUGAUAUCCCUAGUCCACCAACUUCUCCUAUCACAGUAACUGAUGUUGACCAUGACAGAGCAACUCUUCACUGGAAUCCACCAAAGGAUGAUGGUGGAGCUGAUAUUACUAGCUAUAUCAUUGAACGACGAGAUGCUGGAAGAAAUAUGUGGACUAAAGUUGGUAGUGUUGAUGGUGGGAAAACCAGCUUUACAGACACUAAAUUGCACGAAGGCAAUGAAUAUUACUUCCGUGUUUCAGCUGGAAAUGAAGUUGGUAUAUCAGAACCCAAUGAAAUGGACAAGACAGUUACUGCAAAAAGUCCUUUCGGCAAACCUUCACCUCCUUUGGGACCACUGAUUAUUACCAAUGUUACACAGAAUUCUGCUGAUUUAGAAUGGAAACCACCUAAGGAUGAUGGCGGAUGCCCCAUCACCAAAUACUUGAUUGAGUAUAAGCCAGUUACUAGGACUACUUGGAGUAAAGCUGGAAGUGUAAAUGGUAACACUACAACAUUUACAGCCUUAGAUCUCAUUGAAGGAACUGAAUACUUAUUCCGGGUUAUAGCUGUGAAUGAUCAAGGGCAAAGUCCACCUUUGGAAGCUGAAGCAACAAUCAAACCUAUGAAAAAGAUGAAUCCACCUGACCCACCAGUCAACCUUAAAGAAACAGAAGUUGGUAUUGAUUAUGUUGUACUAACAUGGGAACCACCAUUGAAAGAUGGUGGCAGUCCUUUGACUAACUAUGUUCUGGAAUUAUGUGAAGAAAAAUCUGAUGUUUUUGAGAAGAUUGGUACAACAAAAGCAUUCAAUCUCACUUACCGAGUAAACAACCUUAAGGAUAUUGGUUAUUAUUUUGCUGUUUCUGCACAAAAUGCAGUUGGGGUCAGUGAACCUUGUGAAACAAGAGAUGCAAUUGUUCCCUCUAGGCCACCAUCUGCUCCAUCCAGUCCACUUGGUCCACUUAAUGUGACUAAUAUUCAAAAGACAUCUGUAGAUCUUGAUUGGAAGCCUCCAAAAGACACUGGUGGUUCACCAAUUACCAGUUACAUUGUUGAAAAGAAAGACAAAUAUGGCCGAUGGACUAUUGUUGAUGAAGUUGAGGGAAAUAUUACCAAGCUUCAUGUGCCAAGACUGACUGAAAACACAGAAUAUUUCUUCAGAGUUAUUGCUGUUAACAAAAUUGGAAAAAGUCCUCCUUUGGAAAGUGAGGCAGUAACCCCCAAGAGUCCAUACUCUGUUCCAUCAGCUCCUAUUGGACCUUUGGAAAUAAGCAAUGUCACUGUAAACUCUGCUGAUCUUGAAUGGAAGAAACCUAAAAGUGAUGGUGGUCUUCCUAUCACAGGUUACAUAAUUGAAAACAGGACAGCAACCAGAUCAACAUGGGGAAAAUGUGGCAAUGUUGAUGGUAAAACAUUAACUUUCACUGCAACUGGUUUGCUGGAAGAUACAGAAUAUAUUUUCCGUGUUAGUGCUGUAAAUGAUGAAGGUGUCGGAGCUCCUCUUGAAGCUACUGAUACAACAAAACCAACUAGAAAAAUUGAGCCUCCUGGUCCACCAAUCAAGUUUACUGUUGACAAAGUUGGUGCAGAUUUUGCUACUCUGCAAUGGAAAGCACCAAAAGUUGAUGGAGGUUCCAAGGUUACAGCUUACCACUUGAAGAAGAAAGUAAAGGCAACUGGUGAUUGGGAGAAAGUGGCCACCACUAGUGAAUUUGAAUUUACCUACAAAGUUAAAGGCCUCAAGGAAAAUGUUGAGCAUUACUUCUCUGUAUGUGCUGAAAAUAGUGCUGGUGUUGGUCCAGCUGCAGAAACAGAGAAAGUAGUACCAAGAAGAGAACCAACUGCCCCUGGCAAACCUGUGGGACCUAUUGAUGUCAUUGAUGUCCAACGAGAUAACAUCACAAUUCAGUGGAAAAUGCCUGAAGAUGAUGGAGGUUCUCCCAUCACUGGCUACAUAGUAGAAAGGAAAGAACCAGCUCAAAUGAAAUGGCAACGAGUUGAAAAAGUGGAUGAAAAUACUACAAAAUUACGUUGCCCAUACCUUACUGAGAAAACAGAAUAUCUCUUUAGAGUAAUUGCUGUCAAUAAGAUUGGACAAAGUGAACCUUUAGAAACCAAAGAUACUACUCUUGCAAGAAGUCCAUUUGAUGUUCCUUCAAAACCAAGAGGACCUCUUGAGGUAACUAAUGUUACAGCAGACUCUGCUGAUCUUCAAUGGAAACCUUCAGAAAGUGAUGGUGGAACACCAAUUACUAGCUAUAUCAUUGAGUAUAAACAAGCUUCACGAUCAUCUUGGUCUAAAGCUGGCAGUGUUGAUGGUAAAACUACAACAUUUACAGUGCCUGAUCUAUCAGCAGGAACAGAAUAUCAGUUUAGAGUGAUUGCAGUCAAUGCAGAGGGUAAAAGCGAGCCAUUGGAGACUGCUGAUGCAACCCUUAUUAAAAAGAAAAUUGCCCGACCAGGACCACCAAUUAAUUUGAAACCAACUAAAACGGGUGAAGAUUUCAUUGAACUUGAGUGGCAACCACCUAAGAAUGAUGGUGGAUCAAAGAUCACCCAUUAUAUUCUUAAAAAGAAACACAAAGCUAGUGACAAGUGGGAAGAUGUUGCCAAAAUUGAUGAAUAUGACAGGAAGUAUAAACUGAAAAAUGCUGAAACUGACACCGAUUAUUAUUUUGCUGUUUUUGCUGAAAAUGAAGCUGGAAUAAGCGAUUCAUGUGAAUCGAAAAAGAUUACUCUUGUGAAAAAGCCAAAAGUCCCAUCAAUGUGUGUUGGUCCCAUUGAAGUUACAGAUGUCAAACGUGAUGCCAUAUCUAUCAAAUGGAAAGAACCUGAAAAUGAUGGUGGUUCACCAAUUACAGGCUAUAUCAUUGAAUAUAGGGAAGAAUCUAAAGUAAAUUGGACAAAGGCUGGCAAAGUCAAUGACUCCACUUUAACCUACACUGCAACCCAUCUUACUGAGAAAACCAAAUAUCAUUUCAGAGUGAUUGCUGUUAACAAAGUUGGCCAAGGUCCUCCUUUGGAAACAAAAGAAGCAACCUUAGCUAAAAGUCCUUUUGCUUGCCCAUCAAUUCCAAUUGGUCCUCUUGAGAUCAAAAAUGUCACAACAAAUUCUGCUGAUCUUGAAUGGAAGCCACCCAAAGACGAUGGUGGUACACCUAUUACAAGUUACAUUAUUGAGAUUAAACCUUCAUAUUGCACUGGAUGGAAAAAACUCAGCAGUGUAAAUGGAAAGACAACAACUUAUACUGCAAUGGCCCUUGAAGAAGGUACUGAAUAUUGGUUCAGAGUCAUUGCUGUCAAUGCAGAAGGACAGAGUCCUCCACUGGAAGCAGAUGAUGUAACCAAAUGUACAACACGUAUAGGACCACCAGGUCCACCAGUUAAUUUGGAGGUUGUCGAAGUUGGCAAAGACUUUGCUUCAAUCACCUGGUCACCACCAAAACAGGAUGGAGGUUCUCCUAUAACACAUUACCACAUUUUCAAAAGAAUUAAAAGAACUGGAGAUUUGGUGAAAGUUGAAACUGUUGAUGCUUUUAACACAAAAGCCAAAAUACCUAAACUGCAAGAGAAUGUUGAACAUUACUUUGCAGUCUCUGCUGAGAACAAAGCUGGUAUUGGUAAAGAAGCAAUCACAGACAAAGCAGUUAUUCCCAAGGCUGCUGCAACUGUACCAUCACCACCUCUUGGACCUAUUGAAGUCACUGAUGUUCAGCGAAACUCUAUCAGCAUCAGAUGGAAAGCCCCGAAAAGUGAUGGCAAUUCACCUAUCACAGGCUAUAUAAUUGAAAAACGUCCAGCAAACAGUACUAUAUGGACAUCAGUAGAUAAAGUUGAUGAGAAAACUUUUGACUUGUGUUGCAAAAAACUAAUUGAAAAGACUGAAUACUUCUUCCGGGUAUUCGCUGUAAACAGUGUUGGACAAAGUGAACCAUUAGAAACAAAAGAAGCAACUCUUGCAAAGAGUCCAUUUGAUGUUCCAUCUGCACCAAUUGGUCCUCUGGAAAUCAGUAAUGUCACAGAAAGCACUGCUGACUUAGAAUGGAAAGUUCCUAAAUCUGAUGGUGGCACUCCCAUUAUUAAUUAUAUUAUUGAAAGUAAAUCAAGAAAUUCAUGGUCAAAAUGUGGUACAGUAGAUGGCAAAACAUUGACAUUUACAGCAACUAAACUUUUAGAAGGAACAGAAUAUCUUUUCCGUGUCACUGCAGUGAAUGCUGAAGGUCAAGGCCCCUAUUUAGAAGCAACUGAUACUACCAAACCCACAAAGAAAAUCCAACCUCCCAGUGCACCUGUUAACUUCCAUGCUGACAAAAUCGGACAAGACUUUGUCACCCUGCAAUGGAAAGCACCAAAAGAUGAUGGUGGAUCUAAAGUUACAGGUUAUCACUUGAAAAAGAAAAUACGUUCUACUGGUGACUGGGAAGAUGUUGCAUCUCUUAAGGAAAUUGAUUUCACAUACAAGAUUAAAAGUCUCAAGGAAAAUGUUGAUCAUUAUUUCUCUGUGUGUGCUGAAAACAGUGCCGGUGUUGGCCCAGCUGCAGAAACCAAGAAAAUUGUGCCACAAAGAGAACCAACUGUGCCAGGAAAAUGUCAAGGCCCUAUUGAAGUUACUGAUGUUCAAAGGGAUUCUAUUAGCAUCAAAUGGAAGGAACCUGAGGACAAUGGCGGUUCUCCCCUUACUGGUUACAUUAUUGAACAACGAGAAAAUUCAAGCACAGUCUGGACUAAAGCUGGAAAAGUUGAUCAGUUUACUACUGCAUUUUGUUGCAAGUAUCUAACUGAGAAAACUGAAUAUCAUUUCCGAGUUUUCGCUGUUAAUAAAAUUGGAAAGAGUGAACCACUAGUAACCAAAGAUGCUACAUUGGCUCGAAGUCCAUUUGACGUUCCUUCUAAACCAAAAGGACCUUUGGAAAUCAGCAAUGUUACACAUGAUUCUGCUGAUUUAGAAUGGAAACCAUCUGAAAGUGAUGGCGGUACUCCAAUCACCAAUUACAUCAUUGAAUUUAGGCCAACUGAUAGCAAAACAUGGGUCAAAUGUGGUACUGUAGGCCCUGAUGUAACAAAAUAUACUGCUUCAGAUCUAAUUGAGAAUACUGAAUAUUUGUUCCGAGUUGUUGCAGUGAAUGCUGAAGGACGCAGUGAGCCUUUAGAAGCUAAAGAUGUCACGAUACCUCGGAAGAAGAUAAGUCCUCCUGGCCCACCAAUUGAUCUCAAACCUUCUAAAGUUGGUGCUAACUUUGUAGUUUUGAAUUGGUCUCCUCCUAAGUCUGAUGGAGGAUCUCCUAUCACAGAAUACAUCAUUAAAAAGAAAGAGAAGAAAGGUGAUUGGGAAAUUGAAAGCACUGUUUCUGAUUAUGACACAUCAUUGAAAGUUAACCGUAUGAAAGAAGAAGUACCAUAUUAUUUCUCUGUCUUUGCAAAGAAUAAAGCUGGCAUCAGUAUACCCUGUGAGAUGGCAGAACCUAUUAUUCUGAAAAAGGAACCAACUCCACCUUCCAAACCUGUUGGACCUAUUGAAGUUAUUGAUGUUCAAUGUAACUCUAUAACUAUCAAAUGGAAACCAUCAACUCAGGAUGGAGGCUCACCUAUUACAGGUUAUAUUGUUGAGAAGCGAGAAGAGAAUAAGACUUAUUGGUCCAAAGUAGAAACUGUUGAUCCACACACUACACAGCUUUGCUGUCCAAAUUUGAGAGAGAAAACUUCCUAUCAUUUUAGAGUAAUUGCAGUGAAUAAAAUUGGUCAGAGUGAGCCACUAGAAACAGAAGGAGCUACUUUAGCUAAGAGCCCAUUUGAUGUUCCAUCAGCACCUCUGGGACCACUAGAAGUUACAAAUGUAACUGUGAAUACUGCAGAUCUUGAGUGGAAACCCCCAAAAUCUGAUGGUGGUUCUAGCAUUACUGAGUACCUUAUUGAAGUAAAAACUGUUGGCAGAUCCACUUGGUCAAAGGCUGGCACUGUGGAUGGUAAAACUACUCAAUUCACAGUUAAAAAGCUAAUUGAAGAUACAGAAUAUUUGUUCCGUGUUAUUGCAAUAAAUGCUGAAGGGAAGAGCCCUCCACUUGAAGCAUCAGACAUUACUAAGCCAACUAGAAAGCUCUCACCUCCUGGUCCUCCAAGAUCAGUUGAGCCAACAAAAGUUGGAGAAGAUUAUGCUGUAAUAGAAUGGCAUCCACCUAAAAGUGAUGGUGGCUCUCCAAUUACAAAUUAUAUCUUAUUCAAGCGAGAGAAGAAAACAGGUGAUUUUACAAAAGUAGUAACCCUGAAAGAAUUUGAUUCAUUUUAUAAAAUACCAAAUCUUAAGGAAAACACAGAAUACUAUUUCGGUGUUGCAGCUGAAAAUAAAGUUGGCCAAGGUGAAAUUGGAGAAACAGCAACACCAGUUAUCCCAAAGAAGGCAGCAACAGUUCCAGGCAAAUGUAUUGGACCAAUUGCUGUGACAGAUGUUCAGCGUAAUUCAAUUAGCAUUAAAUGGGAACCUCCAAAAGAUGAUGGUGGUUCUCCAGUGACCGGCUAUACUGUAGAAAAACGAGAAGCUUCAAGCUCCAUGUGGACUAAAGUUAGCAAAGUUGAUGAAUUAACAACUCAACUAAAGGUUGGAAAUCUUACAGAAAAGACUGAAUACUAUUUUAGAGUAACAGCUGAAAACAAAGUUGGAAAAGGACCACCAUUAGAGACUAAUGAUGCCACUCUUGCUAAAAGUCCUUUCAACCCACCUUCUAUUCCUAUUGGCCCACUUGAAGUCGAUAAUGUCACUCAUAACAGUGCUGACCUUCACUGGAAAGCACCUAAAGAUGAUGGUGGAUCACCAAUAACAGGAUACAUAAUUGAACACAAGGUAGCUUCCAGAUCCACUUGGUCAAAGUGUGGUACAGUUGGUGAAAAAGUAAAAGAUUUUACAGUUUCUGGAUUAUCCGAAGGCACUGAAUAUCUCUUUGGUGUCAUUGCUGUCAAUGCUGAAGGCCAAAGCCAACGUUUAGAAGCUACUGAUGUUACUAUCCCAACCAGAGUAUCAGUUGUUCCAGGACCACCACAGAACUUCAAACAUACUAAACUUACAGAAGAUUAUUGUUUAGUAAGUUGGAAUCCACCUGAAAGUGAUGGCGGUUCCAAAAUAACUGAUUAUAUUAUCAAAAAGAAAGAAAAGAAAACUGGAAGCUGGACUGAUGUAACAACAGUUAGUGGCUAUGAAAAUUCUUGUAAGGUGCCUAAUUUGAAAGUGGGUGUGGAGUAUUACUUCUCUGUCAGUGCUCAGAAUAAAGUUGGUAUUGGAAAGGCUGCUGAAACACAAAAGCCCAUCAUCCCACGAAAGGAUGCUACUGCUCCAUUUAAAGCAACAGGUCCUAUUGUGGUUGUUGAUGUCCAAAGAAAUAGCAUUACAAUUAAAUGGUUACCACCAAAAGAAGAUGGUGGUUCACCUUUGACAGGAUAUCUUAUUGAGAAGCGAGAAGCUUCCAGUAAAGUAUGGUCGAAGGUUGAUAAAGUUGCUGAUUUCAUCACUCAGUACUGUGUGAAGAAUCUUGAAGAAAAAACAGAAUAUCAUUUUAGAGUAAUUGCUAUUAAUGAAGUUGGACAAAGUGAACCUCUUGAAACUUCUGAAGCUACAUUGGCUAAACACAAAUAUGAUGUUCCAUAUAGUCCAAGAGGCCCACUUAUUGUUGAUAAUGUCACUCACAACUCAGCUGACCUUUCUUGGAAACCUCCUGAAAGUGACGGUGGUUCUGACAUCAUUAAUUAUAUUAUUGAAGUCAGUUCAACUGAUCGUCCAUCGUGGACAAGAUGUGGUGUUGUAGCUCCUGAUAUAACAAAAUACACAGCUCAGAAUCUGACCGAUGGCACUGUGUAUCUUUUCCGAGUCAGUGCAAUAAACUCAGAAGGAAUAAGCAGGCCACUUGUUGCUCUUGAUGAAACCAAACCAAUGAAAGAUUUGUCCCCACCCGGACCUCCUACAAAUUUGAAACCUGUGAAAAUUGGAACCAACUUUGUAGACUUAGAAUGGUUACCACCAUUGAGAGAUGGUGGUUCUAAGGUUACCAAAUAUAUCAUCAAGAAGAAAGAAGAUGACAAAUGGACUAAAGUGACAACUGUUGAAGCUUUUGAUAAUUCUUGCAGAAUUAAAGACUUGAAAGAUGAUACCAAGUAUUAUUUUGCAGUUUUUGCUGAAAACAAGAUUGGCUUAAGUGAACCUUGUGAAACAAAGCCUGUUAAACCACAAAAAGAAUUACUUGCACCUUCAAUACCAAUUGGUCCAAUUUCUGUCAUUGAUGUCCAAAGAAAUUCAAUUACUAUUAAAUGGAAAGCACCUAAGGAUGAUGGUGGUUCUCCCAUCAUUGGUUAUUUGGUUGAGAAACAAGAAGCAUCUCGUAACAAGUGGUCUAAAGUUGAUCGAACCAGUGCUUCAACUACAGAACUCUGUUGCAAGAACCUUAUUGAGAAAACUGAAUAUUAUUUCCGUGUCUUUGCUGAAAAUGAAAUUGGACAGAGUCCUCCUUUGGAAACUGAAGGAACAACUCUUGCUAAGAGUCCAUAUGAUGUUCCAUCUCCACCAGUAGGACCAUUAAAGAUCAGCAAUGUUACAUUUAACAGUGCUGACUUAGAAUGGAAACCUUCUGAAAAGGAUGGCGGGACACCUAUAACUAAUUAUAUCAUUGAAUACAAGACUUUAGACAGAACCACAUGGUCUAAAGCAGGAUCAGUUGAUGCACAUACCACAACAUACACAGCAAAAGAUCUCUUUGAAAAUACUGAGUAUCUAUUCCGAGUCAUUGCUGUCAAUGCAGAAGGCCGCAGUGCUCCUUUGGAAGCUACAGAUAUUACAAAACCAACACGAGAUCUAAAACCUCCAGAGCCUCCUAUUGAUUUAGUUCCAACCAAAGUAGGAGAAGACUAUGCUUCAUUAGAAUGGAAACCACCAAGGAAUGAUGGUGGCAGUCCUAUUACAGGCUACAUCAUUCAGAAAGCAGUCAAUAAACCUGACAACUGGAGUAAAGUUACAAAAGUGGGUCCCUAUGAAACAUUCUGUAAAGCAGUUUCUCUCCAGGAUGGCACUGAAUACUACUUCUCAGCAAUUGCUGAAAACAAAGUGGGAUUGAGUGAACCAUGUGUGAGUCCAAAACCUGUGAUACCCAAGAAAGGACCAACUAUUCCUGCUAAACCAGAAGGACCUCUUGUGGUCACUGAUGUUCAGCGUACCUCCAUUAGUAUUAAAUGGAAGCCUUCACCAGAUGAUGGUGGCUCUCCCAUAACAGGUUACAUUGUUGAGAAACGUGCUGCAUCAAGCACGUUUUGGAACAAAGUUUCCAAAGUCAAUGCAUCCACUUUUGAAUUGUGCUGUCCAUAUCUAAAAGAGAAAACUGAAUAUUAUUUCCGUGUUAUUGCUGAAAACAGAGUUGGAGAGAGUGCUCCUUUGGAGACCAAGGAUGCUACUCUUGCAAAGAGUCCAUUUGAUGUUCCUUCAAGCCCACAGGGACCACUUGAAGUUGAUAAUGUAACUUAUAAUUCUGUUGACCUUACAUGGAAGGCACCAAAGAAUGAUGGUGGCAAACCAGUAACUAGUUAUAUUAUUGAAUACAAGCAAGCCUCACGUACAUAUUACACUAAAGCUGGAACUGUGGAUGGAUCAACUCUUACUUUCUAUGUUUCAAAUCUAAACGAAGAUACUGAAUAUUAUUUCCGUGUUAUUGCUGUGAAUGAAGAAGGCCAAAGUCAACCACUGGAAACUUCUGAUUACACUAAAUUACCCAAGAAAGUUGAUCCUCCAGGUCCACCAGUUAACUUGAAAUCAACAGCAGUUGGUGCUGAUUUCACUAUUUUGGAAUGGAAACCACCUCGUUCUGAUGGUGGGGCAAAGAUAACACACUAUGUCAUUCAGAAGCGUGAGAAAAAGAGUGAUGAACGCCAGAGAGUUUCAUCUGUCGAAAGCCACUUACUUACUGAUAAAGUCACUGGUCUUAAAGAAAAUAUUGACUACUACUUCUCAGUAUGUGCAACAAACUCUGUUGGAACGGGUGCACCAUGUGAUAUGGAUCAACCUGUCACUCCUGUGAAAGAACUCCAAAAACCUUCUAAACCAAAAGGUCCUAUUAAAGUGUUUGAUAUCCAGAGAACCGCAAUGGGCAUUACUUGGAAAUAUCCAGAUAGUGAUGGUGGUUCACCUAUCACAGGGUUUAUUAUUGAGAAAAAAGAAGCCAAACGCCAAUAUUGGAGCAAUGUUGCUACAGUUCAAUCUGAUGUAACCUCUUAUUGUGUUCAGAGCCUUUCGGAAGGAACUGAAUAUGAAUUUAGAGUUAUUGCAAUCAACAAAGUUGGUCGCAGUGAUCCAUUAGAGACUGAUGGAGCCACACUUGCAAAGAGCCCUUACAAUGUUCCUGGACAUCCUAAAGGACCAUUACAAGUAACUGCUGUGUCCCAUAAUUAUGUGGAUCUUGAAUGGAAAGCUCCCAGUGAAGAUGGAGGACAACCUAUUACUAAAUACAUCAUUGAAUAUAAAUCUGCCUCUCGUUUAACCUGGAAUAAGGCUGGAGAGGUUGAUGCAAAUACUCUUGAAUAUCGUGUUACAAGUUUAGUUGAGGAUACGGAAUACUACUUCCGUGUUAUGGCAGUAAAUGCAGAAGGCGAGAGUCCUCCACUAGAAACAACUGAUGCAACAAUUCCAAGGAAGGAAAUAUCACCCCCUGGACCUCCAUUAAAUUUCACAACAACCCAAGUUGGAAAAGAUUUUGUUUCUUUACAAUGGAAACCACCAACAGAAAAUGGAGGUUCAAAGGUAACAAAAUACAUCAUCCAGAUGAGAAAAUCAAAGAAAGAUAACUGGGAACGUCUCAUGACAGUUGAUUCUUUUGAACAUAGCUGGAAAGUGACUGACCUCACUGAGAAUGUUGGUUACUAUUUCGCUGUGUGUGCUGAAAAUAAAGCUGGUACUGGACCGUUAGCAGAACUCUCAGAUAUCAUUACACCAAAGAAAGAAGCUGGCUUGCCAUCUCCUCCUAUUGGACCACUUGAUGUGUUUGACAUUAAACGAACAUCAAUCAGCAUUAAAUGGAAGCCACCAGCUGAUGAUGGUGGUUCUCCUAUAACUGGAUAUUCUAUUGAGAAGAGAGAAGCUUCUCGUUCUUCCUGGAGUAAAGUUGAGAAAGUGAGCGAUCAAGUGACAGAGUUCUGCUGCAGAAACCUCAUUGAGAAAACUGAAUACUUCUUUAGGGUUAUUGCUCACAAUUCUGUUGGUGCAAGUAAACCUUUGGAAACAGUUGGUGCAACAUUAGCCAGAAGUCCUUAUGACGUCCCAUCAGCACCUGUUGGUCCUCUAAUUAUUGACAAUGUGACACAAAAUUCAGCUGACCUUCAAUGGAAACCACCAGAGAAGGAUGGAGGUUUGCCUGUGGUUAACUAUAUCAUUGAAUAUAGGACACCUACUAGGACAACCUGGUCUAAAUCUGGAACAGUUAGUGGAACAACUACAAAAUAUACUGUUAAAGACUUGCUUGAAGAUACUGAAUACCUUUUCCGAGUCAUUGCUGUUAAUGAUGAAGGCCCAAGUCAUCCACUGGAAGCAACAGAUAUUACCAAACCAACUAGGAAAAUAUAUCUACCUGGGCCACCUGUUAAUUUGAGAGCUUCCAGAGUCGGUGAAAACUUUAUUGAGAUUGAUUGGAAUCCUCCAGAAAAUAAUGGAGGCACACCAAUUACAGGUUAUAUUGUCAAAAAGUCUCAAGAUAAAUCAACUUGGACAAAGGUUGCCUCAGUUAAUGCUUAUGAAACAUAUUGCCGAGCAAGUAAACUACCUGAAGGUCAAGAAUUUUAUUUCCAAGUUUCUGCUGAAAACAAAGUUGGUGUUGGUGAACCUUGUGAAAGUAAACCAAUCUCAACUAAGAAGGGAGCAACUGUUCCAUCCAGACCGAUUGGUCCAAUUGCUGUAACCGAUGUCCAGCGAGAUUCUAUAAGUAUCAAAUGGAAAGCAUCUCAAGAUGAUGGUGGUUCACCAAUCACAUCUUAUAAUGUUGAGAAAAGGCCUACUUCAAAUAGGUACUGGUCUCAAGUUGCUAAAGUGGAUAAUUCAACUUUCGAAUUAACUUGCAAAGGUCUGAAAGAGAAAACUGAAUACCACUUUAGAGUUAUAGCUGUCAACAAAAUUGGAGAAAGUGAACCACUUGAAACCAAAGAUACCACUUUAACUCGAAGUCCAUUUGAUGUGCCAUCAUGUCCAGUUGGACCUUUAGUUAUUGACAAUGUCACACAUGAGAGUGCUGAUCUUAAAUGGAAUCCACCAGAAAGUGAUGGUGGUAGUCAACUCCUUGGAUAUAUUAUUGAGUCCAGAUUAGCUUCACGAACAUUCUGGAGCAAAGCAGGAACUGUUGAUAGCAAAACAACCAAAUUUAAAGCAACUAAUUUGAUUGAAAAUACUGAAUACUAUUUCCAAGUCAUUGCUUACAAUGCAGAGGGCAAUAGUAAACCACUGGAAGCAAGUGAUGUUACUAAACCCACAAGAAAACUAGCACGACCUGGUCCACCUGUUUAUUUGAGGACAACCAAAGUUGGACACGAUUUCACUGUGCUAGAAUGGAAAGCACCAGUUUAUGAUGGUGGUUCAAAGAUCACUAACUAUAUUAUCCAGAAACGUGAGAAACAAAAUGAGGAACGCCAAGAUAUCGAUACAGUUACUGGUCACGAACUCAGUAGCCACAUUAAAGGACUCAAACAAGAGAUUGAUUAUUACUUCUCAGUUUGCUCAAAGAAUAAAAUUGGUGUCAGUGAUCCUUGCGAUGCUGAACAGCCUGUUACUUUGAAGAAAGCAUUAGAUAAACCUGGUCCACCAAAAGGUCCUAUUAAAAUCUUUGAUGUCCAAAGAACAGCAAUUGGUAUAUCUUGGAAGUAUCCUGAGAGUGAUGGCGGUAGUCCAAUCACUAACUUCUUAGUUGAAAAGAGACAAAGUGGAAGACAAUAUUGGUCUAAUGUUGAACAGGUUCCUCAUGACAUUACCAGUUAUAUGGUGCAGAACUUGACAUCAAAUUGUGAAUAUGAAUUUAGGGUCAUUGCUAUCAACAAAUUUGGACACAGUGAACCACUGAUUACAGAAGGUGCAACUUUAGCAAGAAGUCCAUUUGAUGUGCCAGCACGUCCAAGAGGACCAUUACAAGUUAUCGAUGUAUCUCAUAAUCAUGUUGAUUUACAAUGGAAAGCACCAGAAAGUGAUGGAGGCAGUCCAAUCACUAAGUACAUUAUUGAAUUUAAAUCAUCAUCCCGUUUGAGUUGGCACAAGGCUGGUGAAGUGGAUUCAAACACUCUUACAUACAGAGUAAAUGAUCUAACGGAAGGAACUGAGUACUAUUUCCGUGUGAUUGCUGUCAAUGCUGAAGGGGAGAGUCCACCUUUAGAAACUUCAGAUGCAACAGUUCCCAGAAGGGAAAUUGUUCCUCCUGGACCACCAGCUGAACUUAAACCAACUAGGAUUGGAAAGAACUUUGUUGAUCUCAGCUGGAAACAACCAAAAGAUGAUGGUGGUUCAAGAAUAACGAAGUAUACUCUUAAAAAGAGAAAAGACAGAAAAGAUGAAUGGCAGCAUAUUGUCACUUUAGACUCUGUUGAAAAGAGCUGGAAAGUCACUGAACUGGAAGAAAAUAUUGGCUACUAUUUUGCUGUAGCUGCUGAAAACAAAGCUGGAAGAGGGAAAAACAAAGAGCUUAUUGAGGUUAUUGUUCCUCAAAAAGAAGCAUCUGUUCCUUCCAGACCAAGAGACUUUGAAAUUGUUGAUGUGCAGCGCACAUCAAUUAGUAUUAAAUGGAAAGAACCUAAAGAUGAUGGUGGUUCACCCAUUACCGGCUACAUUAUUGAAAGGAAAUAUCCAAAAUCUAAGGUUUGGAGUCGUGUUGAUGAAGUUGAUGCAUCUACAUUGAAAAGCACUUUGACUAACUUAUAUGAGAAAGCUGAAUAUAUGUUCAGAGUGACUGCUGUUAACAAAAUUGGAAACAGUUCACCUCUUGAAAGUGAUGGACCAAUCGUUGCAAAGAGUCCAUUUGAUGUUCCAUCUCCACCUAUUGGUCCAUUGGUUAUUGAUAACGUAACCCAAAGUACAGCUGACCUGCAUUGGAAGGCACCUGAAAGUGAUGGUGGUACACCUAUCACUAGCUAUAUCAUUGAAUAUAGAACAAUUACCCGAACAACAUGGUCAAAGGCUGGAACUGUUGAUGCAAAAACUACUACAUUUACUGUGGAAGAUCUUAGUGUAGACACUGAAUAUUUCUUCAGAGUCAUUGCCACUAAUUCUGAAGGCAAUAGUGCACCUUUGGAGACCAGAGAUAUUACCAAACCAAUGAAAAAAUUAUUGCCACCAGGUCCACCAGUGAAUUUCGAAGCAAAUAGAGUGGGACAGAAUUUCGUUGAUUUACAAUGGAGUGCUCCACUCUCGGAUGGCGGGUCUGCAAUUACAGAAUAUGUUGUCCAAAAGUCAUCACCUAAAAAGGAUGACUGGACCAAAGUUGCCUCUGUUUCUUCUUACCAGACUUAUUGCCGUGCAAGCAAUCUGUCUGAAAAUACAGAUUAUUACUUUUCAGUGGAAGCCAUUAACAAAGUUGGCAAAAGUGAACCAUGUGAAAUGAAAAAUGCAGUAACUACUCAGAAAGGAUUGCUUUGUCCAUCAAGACCUAAAGGACCACUUAAUGUUACAAAUGUUCAACGCAAUUCUAUGACAUUGACAUGGAAAGCCCCAGAAGAUGAUGGUGGUAGUCCUAUUACUGGCUACAUCGUUGAAAAGAAAGUUGCUUCAAGUAAAUAUUGGUCAAAAGUGGAUAAAGUGUCUGAAAAGACUCUUUCAUUACCUGUAAGUCAACUUGAAGAGAAAACUGAAUAUCACUUUAGAGUGAUUGCAGAAAACAAAAUUGGUCAAAGUGAACCUCUGGAGACAAAGGAUGCUACUCUAGCAAAGAGUCCAUUCGAUGUCCCAUCACGACCUAUUGGGCCAUUAGAAGUAACAGAUGUUACCAGUAAUUCAGCCAAUUUGACUUGGAAAGCACCAGAAAAAGAUGGUGGUAGUCCACUUAUUAAUUAUAUCAUUGAAUACAAAUUGGCUUCAAGGUCCUUCUGGGCUAAAGCGGGCACAUGUAAUGCAAAAUGUACCACUUUCAAUGUCACAAGUUUGAUGGAAGAUUCAGACUACUUCUUCCGUGUUAUGGCUGUUAAUAAGGAAGGACAAAGCUUGCCAUUGGAGACUCUUGAUUCUACAAGACCAACUAAGAAACUCAAUGUACCAGAUGCUCCAAUUUACCUCCGCUCCACAAAGAUUGGGUCAGACUAUGCUAUUUUAGAAUGGAAACCACCAAUACACGAUGGUGGCUCAAGAAUUACACAGUACACGCUUAAAAAGCGAGAAUCACCUACUGAUGUUGCCACUGAUGUUCUUUCCACUAGUGGACGUGAACAUGUUGCAACAGUGAAAGGGCUCAAGCAAACCAUCAACUACUACUUUUCAGUCGUUGCUGAAAAUAAAAUUGGAUCAAGCAAACCAUGUGAAGCGGAUGAUGCAGUGACAUUAUCAAAACCACUUGACAAACCAUCAAUGCCACGCGGACCACUGAAAGUCAUUGAUGUCGGAAGAACAUCUAUUUCGAUUGCUUGGAAACAUCCAGAAGACGAUGGAGGAUCUCCGUUGACUGGAUUUAUUAUUGAGAAGAAAGAGGCUAAUAGAAAGUACUGGAACCUGGUGGAACAAGUACCACCUGCAGUUACAAGUUAUUCUGUUGAAAAUCUUACACAGAAUACUGAGUAUGACUUUAGAGUUAUUGCUGUAAAUAAAAUUGGUCAGAGUGAACCUCUGCAUACUGAUGGAACCACAAUGCCUAAGAGUCCAUUCAAUGUACCAGGACGUCCUAAAGGUCCAUUGGAAGUCAUUAAAGUUUCCUAUGACUAUGUGGAUCUUGAAUGGAGAAAUCCGGACAGCGAUGGUGGUAGUCCUAUUACAAAGUAUAUAAUUGAAGUCAGAAAUGCCUCACGCUUAACAUGGCAUAAAUCUUCAGAAGUUGAACCACACAUUACUGUAGCCAGAGUUCAAGGCUUAAGUGAAGGAACUGAGUACUACUUCCGUGUGAUUGCUGUUAAUGCAGAAGGAGAAAGUCCACCCCUAGAAACAACUGAGACAACAAAACCAACAAGGGAAAUAGUUCCUCCAGGACCUCCUAUCAACUUACAUGCUACUAAGAUUGGCUGUGACUUUGUACAACUUGAAUGGCGACCACCAAGAGAUGAUGGUGGCAGCAAGAUUACAAGAUAUAUUGUACAACAGAAGAAAAAUCGCACUGAUGACUGGACUCGUGUUACAUCAGUGGAUGGUGUGGACACAUCUAAUCUCGUUACCAAUUUGAAAGAAGGAACUCCUUAUUAUUUCAGUGUUUUUGCUGAAAAUAAAGCUGGACCUGGAAAACUCUGUGAAACUACAGAUGCUAUUGUGCCAACCCGGGAAAUGAGUGUUCCUUCUGCACCAGCUGGACCUCUUGAUAUCAUUGAUGUACAACGAACUUCCAUCACAAUCAAAUGGAAGCCACCGAAGAAUGAUGGUGGCACACCAAUUAUUGGUUACAUAGUAGAGAAAAAGCAUCCAUCAUCAUUCCUCUGGAAUAGAAUGGAACAAGUUACAGCAAAUACCUUGCAGUAUUACUGUGAAAAGCUGUUUGAGAAAACUGAAUAUUUGUUCCGAGUUAUUGCUGUUAACAAUGUUGGAGAGAGUGUUCCUCUGGAAGCUGAGGGAGCAACAUUAGCACGAAGUCCUCGUGAUGUUCCAUCUCCUCCUGUUGGUCCAUUAAUAAUUGAUGGAGUCACAGAGCACACAGCAGAUCUUGAAUGGAAACCUUCUGAAAAAGAUGGUGGCUCUCCUAUUACAGGUUAUCUGAUUGAAUAUAGAUCAGUAACCCGAAGCACCUGGUCUAAAGCAGGUACAGUUGAUGCACAUACAACUAGAUUUACUGCUAAAGACCUGAUUCCAGGAACAGAAUACUAUUUCCGUGUAAUAGCCAUGAACUCUGAAGGAAACAGUCGACCUCUUGAAUCGAAAGAACUUAUAAAACCAAUGAAGAAACUAACUAUUCCUGAUGCUCCUGUUAACUUACGAGCAGCAAGAAUUGGUGAAAAUUUCAUAGAAUUAGAAUGGAAUCCUCCAGUUAACAAUGGAGGUACUCCAAUCAGAACUUAUAACAUUGAAAUUUCCUCAGGAGCACCAGAUAAAUGGGUCAAACUCGCCAAAGUUUCUUCACUUGAAACUUAUUGUAAAGCAACGAAGCUUGAUGAAAACAUGGAUUAUUUCUUUAGAGUCACAGCUGAGAAUGAUAUUGGUGUCAGUCUUCCAGCUACAACACCAAAAGCAAUUACAACUAAGAAAGGCCUAUUGGUUCCAUCCAAGCCAAUUGGUCCUCUUAGUGUUACUGAUGUCCAGCGUAAAUCUAUCAGCAUCAAAUGGAAAGCACCAUCUGAUGAUGGUGGUUCUCCUAUUACUGGAUACAUCAUAGAAAAACGUCCUGAGUCUGCACGAUUCUGGUCAAAGGUCGAUAAAGUUCGUGCUGACGUCACAGAUUAUUGUGUUAGGGAUCUCCAAGAAAGAACUAUGUAUCACUUCAGAGUGAUUGCUGAAAACAAAAUUGGAGAGAGUGAACCUUUGGAAACUAAGGAUGCCACAACAGCCAGAAGUCCAUAUGAUGUGCCAUCUGCACCAGUUGGUCCAUUGGAGAUCACAAAUGUCACCAAUAAUUCUGCUGACUUGAGCUGGAAACCAUCUGCCAAUGAUGGUGGUACACCAAUAACUGGAUACAUUAUUGAACACAGAGUAGAUUCCAGAACCUUCUGGACUAAGGCAGGCACUGUUAAUGAGAAAACUACCACAUUUACAGUACCAAAUCUUACAGAAGACACAAGUUACCAUUUCCGUGUCUUUGCUGUUAAUGCUGAAGGACAGAGCAAACCACUUGAAUCUACUGAUGUCACAAAACCAGUGAGGAAGAUUGAACCACCAAGUGCACCAAUUUACUUCAGAGCUACACAAGUUGGUCCUGACUUUGCAGUCUUGGAAUGGAAGAAACCACAUUCAGAUGGAGGUUCUAAAAUCACCAAUUACAUCAUAUCUGAAAUGGGUGGUACAUCAUCUGAUGUGAAGACUAAAAUGAAAACUGUAUCAGCUUAUGAACAUACUUGUCAUUUGAAAGACUUGAAACAGAAUUUGUCCUACUACUUCUGUGUUCAAGCUGAGAAUAAAGCUGGUCUAAGUCCUUACUGUAAUGCAGAAUAUGCAGUUACACCAAUGCGACCUCUUGAAAAACCAUCGAAACCAAUUGGUCCUCUGAAAACCUAUGAUAUUGAGAAAACAUCUAUUUCCAUUUCCUGGAAAGCUCCAGAAGAUGAUGGAGGUAGUCCUCUCACUGGUUACAUUAUUGAGAAGAAAGAAGCUAAUAGACAAUACUGGAACAAUGUGGCUAAGGUAGCACCAUCAGUGACCAACUACCGUGUUGAGGAUCUGAGACAGAACUGUGAAUAUGACUUCAGAGUUACAGCAAUCAAUAAAAUUGGUCUUAGCGAUCCAUUAGAGACCGAUGCUUCAACAAUGGCAAAGAGCUCAUUCAGUGUACCAUCUCGUCCUAAAGGACCUCUUGAAGUUACCAAAGUCUCUUAUGACUAUGUGGAUCUUGAAUGGAGAGCUCCUGACAGUGAUGGAGGCACUCCAAUCACUAAAUAUAUUGUUGAAGUAAGAUCUGCUGCACGUUUGUCUUGGAACAAAGCAGAAGAAGUUGAUGCCAAAUCUACUGUUGCCAGAGUUACAGGUUUAGUCGAGGGUACAGAAUAUUACUUCCGUGUGAUUGCUGUCAAUGAGGAAGGAGAAAGUCCACCCUUGGAGACAUCAGAAUCUACGAUACCAACAAGAGAAAUAAUGCCACCUGGACCUCCUGUUAAUCUUACGGCUACAAAGAUUGGUAAGGACUUUGUGAAUCUUGAAUGGAAGCAUCCUAAGGAUGAUGGUGGUUCUAAGAUAACCAAAUAUGCAAUAAAAUCAAGGAAAGACAGAAAGAGUGAAUGGCAAACUAUGAUGUCUAUUGAUGGUAGCAGCCGAAGUUUCAAAGCAACAGAUUUGAAAGAAGGCACUGAAUAUUACUUUGCUGUCUGUGCUGAAAACAAAGCUGGUUUUGGCAAGAUGGCAGAAAUUUCUGAAGCUAUCAUCCCUCUUAGAGAAGCAACUGUACCUUCUAUACCAACUGGUCCUCUUGAUAUCACUGAUGUUCAACGUACCAGCAUUAAUAUUAAAUGGAAAGCAUCAAAGGAUGAUGGUGGUUCACCAAUUAUCGGAUAUAGGGUGGAAAAGAAACAUCCCAGAGCACUGUUAUGGAGCAGAGUUGAUCAAGUGGAUGCCUCAACAUUUGAAAUGUAUAUUAGAAAUCUAUAUGAAAAGAAUGAGUACCUAUUUAGAGUCAUGGCUAUAAAUGCAAUUGGUCAGAGUGUCCCACUUGAGUCUGAUUCUCCUAUACUUACAAGAAGUCCUCAUGAUGUACCAUCUCCACCAAUUGGGCCACUUGCUGUUUCAAAUGUCACCUAUGAUUCAGCUGAUCUUGAAUGGAAACCAUCUGAAAAGGAUGGUGGAACACCUAUAACAGGAUAUUUGAUAGAAUACAGAACUGCUACUAGAUCUACAUGGUCAAAGGCAGCAACAGUGGACCCAAAACAGACAACAUAUACAUGCAGCAAUUUGAUGGAAGGAACGGAAUAUUUCUUCAGAGUUAUUGCUGUCAAUGCUGAGGGACACAGCCGUCCUUUGGAAUCAGAUUCUGUUAAACCAAUGAGGGAGCUUGCUCUACCAGGACCACCUGUCAAUGUCCGAGCUAGCAGAGUUGGUGAAGACUUUGUUGAACUUGAGUGGAAUCAACCAAAAUCAGAUGGAGGAACACCAAUUAUUAAAUACCAUGUUGAAAUAUCUCCAUAUAAAUUAGGAAACUGGACUAAACUGGCAACUGUUGGAGCUUAUGAUACAUUCUGUAAAGCUACGAGACUUGAAGAAGAUAUGGACUACUAUUUCUCUGUAUGUGCUGAAAAUAAAAUUGGAAAAGGUGAAGCUACUGAAACAUCGAAACCUGUCACCACAAAGAAGGGACUUUUGAUUCCAUCCAAACCAAUUGGUCCUCUUACUGUUACCGAUGUCCAACGUAAAUCUAUCAGCAUCAAAUGGAAAGCACCAUCUGAUGAUGGUGGUUCUCCUAUAAUUGGAUACAUCAUAGAAAAACGUCCCGAGUCUGCUCGAUACUGGUCAAAGGUUGAUAAAGUUCGUGCUGACACCACAGAUUAUUGUGUUAGGGAUCUCCAAGAAAGAACUAUGUAUCACUUCAGAGUAAUUGCUGAAAACAAAAUUGGAGAGAGUGAACCUUUGGAAACUAGGGAUGCUACCAUGGCCAGAAGUCCAUUUGAUGUGCCAUCUGCACCAAUUGGUCCAUUGGAGAUCACAAAUGUCACCAAUAAUUCUGCUGACUUGAGCUGGAAACCAUCUGCCAAUGAUGGUGGUACACCAAUAACUGGAUACAUUAUUGAACACAGAGUAGAUUCCAGAACCUUCUGGACUAAGGCAGGCACUGUUAAUGAGAAAACUACCACAUUUACAGUACCAAAUCUUACAGAAGACACAAGUUACCAUUUCCGUGUCUUUGCUGUUAAUGCUGAAGGACAGAGCAAACCACUUGAAUCUACUGAUGUCACAAAACCAGUGAGAAAGAUUGAACCACCAAGUGCACCAAUUUACUUCAGAGCUACACAAGUUGGUCCUGACUUUGCAGUCUUGGAAUGGAAGAAACCACAUUCAGAUGGAGGUUCUAAAAUCACCAAUUACAUCAUAUCUGAAAUGGGUGGUACAUCAUCUGAUGUGAAGACUAAAAUGAAAACUGUAUCAGCUUUUGAACAUACUUGUCAUUUGAGAGACUUGAAACAGAAUCUGUCCUACUACUUCUGUGUUCAAGCUGAGAACAAAGCUGGUCUAAGUCCUUACUGUAAUGCAGAAUAUGCAGUUACACCAAUGCGACCUCUUGAAAAACCAUCGAAACCAAUUGGUCCUCUGAAAACCUAUGAUAUUGAGAAAACAUCUAUUUCCAUUUCCUGGAAAGCUCCAGAAGAUGAUGGAGGUAGUCCUCUCACUGGUUACAUUAUUGAGAAGAAAGAAGCUAACAGACAAUACUGGAACAAUGUGGCUAAGGUAGCACCAUCAGUGACCAACUACCGUGUUGAGGAUCUGAGACAGAACUGUGAAUAUGACUUCAGAGUUACAGCAAUUAAUAAAAUUGGUCACAGUGAUCCAUUAGAGACCGAUGCUUCAACAAUGGCGAAGAGCUCAUUCAGUGUACCAUCUCGUCCUAAAGGACCUCUUGAAGUUACCAAAGUCUCUUAUGACUAUGUGGAUCUUGAAUGGAGAGCUCCUGACAGUGAUGGAGGUACUCCAAUCACUAAAUAUAUUGUUGAAGUAAGAUCUGCUGCACGCAUGUCUUGGAACAAAGCAGAAGAAAUUGAUCCAAAAUCUACUGUUGCCAGAGUUACAGGUUUAGUCGAGGGUACAGAAUAUUACUUCCGUGUGAUUGCUGUCAAUGAGGAAGGAGAAAGUCCACCCUUGGAGACAUCAGAAUCUACGAUACCAACAAGAGAAAUAAUGCCUCCUGGAAUUCCUGUUUCUUUCAUGGCUAAUAAAGUGGGCAAAAACUUUGUUAAUCUUCAAUGGAGACAUCCUAAAGAUGACGGUGGUUCAGCCAUUCUCAAAUAUAUUAUUAAAAUGAGAAAAGAUACAAAAUCUGAUUGGGUCAAACUGAUGACAAUUGAUGGUAGGGAAACAGCUUACCGUGUACCUGACUUAACUGAGGGUACUGAAUACUACUUCUCAGUUAAUGCAGAAAACAAAGUUGGACCUGGAAAGUGUGCUGAACUUCCUGAAGCUGUUGUUCCAACAAGAGAAGCAACUGUACCUUCAUGUCCUACUGGUCCUCUUGACAUUACUGAUGUCCAACGUACUAGCAUCAGUAUUAAAUGGAAGGCACCAAAGGAUGAUGGCGGUUCACCAAUUAUUGCUUACAAUGUUGAGAAGAAGCAUGCUAAAGCCCAUAUAUGGAGUAGGGUAGAUCAAGUGGAUGCUUCAACAUAUGAAAUGUGUGUUAGAGGCCUUUAUGAGAAGAAUGAAUAUCUCUUCAGAGUUAUUGCUGUCAACAAGAUUGGACAGAGUCCACCUCUUGAGUCAGACGCAGCUACUUUAGCUCGUAGUCCAUUCGAUGUGCCAUCUCCACCUGUUGGCCCACUGGUUAUCUCAAAUGUCACCUACAAUUCAGCUGAUCUUGAAUGGAAACCAUCUGAAAAUGAUGGUGGAACUUCCAUUACAGGAUAUUUGGUUGAAUACAGAACAGCUACCAGAACCACAUGGUCAAAGGCAGCAACAGUGGAUCCAAAACAGACAACAUAUACAUGCAGCAAUUUGAUGGAAGGAACAGAAUAUUACUUCAGAAUUAUUGCUGUCAAUUCUGAAGGAUAUAGCCAUCCUCUGGAAUCAACUGAUGUUACAAAACCAAUGAGGGAUUUGGCUCUACCAGGACCACCUGUCAAUGUCCGAGCUAGCAGAGUUGGUGAAGACUUUGUUGAACUUGAGUGGAAUCAACCAAAAUCAGAUGGAGGAACACCAAUUACUAAAUACCAUGUUGAAAUAUCUCCAUAUAAAUUAGGAAACUGGACUAAGCUGGCAACUGUUGGAGCUUAUGAUACAUUCUGUAAAGCUACGAGACUUGAAGAAGAUAUGGACUACUAUUUCUCUGUAUGUGCUGAAAAUAAAAUUGGAAAAGGUGAAGCUACUGAAACAUCGAAACCUGUCACCACAAAGAAGGGACUUUUGGUUCCAUCCAAACCAAUUGGUCCUCUUACUGUUACCGAUGUCCAACGUAAAUCUAUCAGCAUCAAAUGGAAAGCACCAUCUGAUGAUGGUGGUUCUCCUAUAAUUGGAUACAUCAUAGAAAAACGUCCCGAGUCUGCUCGAUACUGGUCAAAGGCUGAUAAAGUUCGUGCAGACACCACAGAUUAUUGUGUUAGGGAUCUCCAAGAAAGAACUAUGUAUCACUUCAGAGUAAUUGCUGAAAACAAAAUUGGAGAGAGUGAACCUUUGGAAACUAAGGAUGCUACAAUGGCCAGAAGUCCAUUUGAUGUGCCAUCUGCACCAAUUGGUCCAUUGGAGAUCACAAAUGUCACCAAUAACUCUGCUGACUUGAGCUGGAAACCAUCUGCCAAUGAUGGUGGUACACCAAUAACUGGAUACAUUAUUGAACACAGAAUAGAUUCCAGAACCUUCUGGACUAAAGCAGGCACUGUUAAUGAGAAAACUACCACAUUUACAGUACCAAAUCUUACAGAAGACACAAGUUACCAUUUCCGCGUCUUUGCUGUUAAUGCUGAAGGACAGAGCAAACCACUUGAAUCUACUGAUGUCACAAAACCAGUGAGGAAGAUUGAACCACCAAGUGCACCAAUUUACUUCAGAGCUACACAAGUUGGUCCUGACUUUGCAGUCUUGGAAUGGAAGAAACCACAUUCAGAUGGAGGUUCUAAAAUCACCAAUUACAUCAUAUCUGAAAUGGGUGGUACAUCAUCUGAUGUGAAGACUAAAGUGAAAACUGUAUCAGCUUUUGAACAUACUUGUCAUUUGAGAGACUUGAAACAGAAUCUGUCCUACUACUUCUGUGUUCAAGCUGAGAACAAAGCUGGUCUAAGUCCUUACUGUAAUGCAGAAUAUGCAGUUACACCAAUGCGACCUCUUGAAAAACCAUCGAAACCAAUUGGUCCUCUGAAAACCUAUGAUAUUGAGAAAACAUCUAUUUCCAUUUCCUGGAAAGCUCCAGAAGAUGAUGGAGGUAGUCCUCUCACUGGUUACAUUAUUGAGAAGAAAGAAGCUAACAGACAAUACUGGAACAAUGUGGCUAAGGUAGCACCAUCAGUGACCAACUACCGUGUUGAGGAUCUGAGACAGAACUGUGAAUAUGACUUCAGAGUUACUGCAAUUAAUAAAAUUGGUCACAGUGAUCCAUUAGAGACUGAUGCUUCAACAAUGGCCAAGAGCUCAUUCAGUGUACCAUCUCGUCCUAAAGGGCCCCUUGAAGUUACCAAAGUCUCUUAUGACUAUGUGGAUCUUGAAUGGAGAGCUCCUGACAGUGAUGGAGGUACUCCAAUCACUAAAUACAUUGUUGAAGUAAGAUCUGCUGCACGCAUGUCUUGGAACAAAGCAGAAGAAAUUGAUCCAAAAUCUACUGUUGCCAGAGUUACAGGUUUAGUCGAGGGUACAGAAUAUUACUUCCGUGUGAUUGCUGUCAAUGAGGAAGGAGAAAGUCCACCCUUGGAGACAUCAGAAUCUACGAUACCUUCCAGAGAGAAAAUGCCUCCUGGAAUUCCUAUUGCUUUCAUGGCUUCAAGAAUUGGCAAAGACUAUGUCAAUCUUCAAUGGAGACAUCCUAAAGAUGAUGGUGGUUCAGCCAUUCUCAAAUAUAUUAUUAAAAUGAGGAAAGAUACAAAAUCUGAUUGGGUCAAACUGAUGACAAUUGAUGGUAGGGAAACAGCUUACCGUGUACCUGACUUAACUGAGGGUACUGAAUACUACUUCUCAGUUAAUGCAGAAAACAAAGUUGGACCUGGAAAGUGUGCUGAACUUCCUGAAGCUGUUGUUCCAACAAGAGAAGCAACUGUACCUUCAUGUCCUACUGGUCCUCUUGACAUUACUGAUGUCCAACGUACUAGCAUCAGUAUUAAAUGGAAGGCACCAAAGGAUGAUGGCGGUUCACCAAUUAUUGCUUACAAUGUUGAGAAGAAGCAUGCUAAAGCCCAUAUAUGGAGUAGGGUGGAUCAAGUGGAUGCUUCAACAUAUGAAAUGUGUGUUAGAGGCCUUUAUGAGAAGAAUGAAUAUCUCUUCAGAGUUAUUGCUGUCAACAAGAUUGGACAGAGUCCACCUCUUGAGACAGAUGGAGCUACUUUAGCUCGUAGUCCAUUUGACGUACCAUCUGCCCCUGUUGGACCACUUGCUGUGUCAAAUAUCACCUACAAUUCAGCUGAUCUUGAAUGGAAACCAUCUGAAAAGGAUGGUGGAACACCUAUAACAGGAUAUUUGAUAGAAUACAGAACUGCAACCAGGACAACGUGGUCAAAGGCAGCAGUAGUAGACUCAAAACAAACAACAUAUACAUGCAGUAAUUUGAUGGAAGGCACAGAAUAUUUCUUCAGAAUUAUCGCUGUGAAUGCUGAAGGCCAGAGCCAUCCUCUGGAAUCAGAUGUUGUCAAACCAAUGAGACAUUUAGCUGUCCCUGGAGCUCCCAUCAAUCUUCAUGCAACUCGUGUAGGUGAGAACUUUGUUGAACUUGAAUGGAAGGAACCAAAAUCUGAUGGUGGCACACCAAUCACUAAAUACCAUAUUGCAAUAUCUCCAUUUAAACCAGGAAAUUGGACUAAAUUAGAUACAGUUGAUUCUUAUGAUUUGUAUUGUAAAGCUAUUAAUCUUGAUGAAGAUAUGACAUACUACUUCUCAGUAACUGCUGAAAACAAGAUUGGAAAAGGUGAAACAACUGAAAUUUCUGAAGGUGUAACAACUAAGAAAGGACUGUUGGUUCCAUCCAAACCAAUUGGUCCUCUCACUGUUACCGAUGUCCAGCGUACUGCUAUCAGCAUCAAAUGGAAAGCACCAUCAGAUGAUGGCGGUUCUCCUAUUACUGGAUACAUCAUAGAAAAACGCCAUGAGUCUGCUCGAUUCUGGUCAAAGGUUACUAAAGUCCGUGCUGACACCACAGAUUGUUGUGUUAGGGAUCUCCAAGAAAGAACCAUGUAUCACUUUAGAGUGAUUGCUGAAAACAAAAUUGGAGAGAGUGAACCUUUAGAAACAAAAGAAGCAACAAUGGCCAGAAGUCCAUUUGAUGUGCCAUCUGCACCAGUUGGUCCAUUGGAGAUCACAAAUGUCACCAAUAAUUCUGCUGACUUGAGCUGGAAACCAUCUGCCAAUGAUGGUGGUACACCAAUAACUGGAUACAUUAUUGAACACAGAAUAGAUUCCAGAACCUUCUGGACUAAAGCAGGCACUGUUAAUGAGAAAACUACCACAUUUACAGUACCAAAUCUUACAGAAGACACAAGUUACCAUUUCCGUGUCUUUGCUGUUAAUGCUGAAGGACAGAGCAAACCACUUGAAUCUACUGAUGUCACAAAACCAGUGAGGAAGAUUGAGCCACCAAGUGCACCAAUUUACUUCAGAGCUACACAGGUUGGUCCUGACUUUGCAAUCUUGGAAUGGAAGAAACCACAUUCAGAUGGAGGUUCUAAAAUCACCAAUUACAUCAUAUCUGAAAUGGGUGGUACAUCAUCUGAUGUGAAGACUAAAGUGAAAACUGUAUCAGCUUUUGAACACAGUUGUCAUUUGAGAGACUUGAAACAGAAUCUGUCCUACUACUUCUGUAUUCAAGCUGAGAACAAAGUUGGUCUAAGUCCUUACUGUAAUUCAGAAUAUGCAGUUACACCAAUGCGACCUCUUGAAAAACCAUCGAAACCAAUUGGUCCUCUGAAAACCUAUGAUAUUGAGAAAACAUCUAUUUCCAUUUCCUGGAAAGCUCCAGAAGAUGAUGGAGGUAGUCCUCUCACUGGUUACAUUAUUGAAAAGAAAGAGGCUAAUAGACAAUACUGGAGCAAUGUGGCUAAGGUAGCACCAUCAGUGACCAACCACCGUGUUGAGGAUCUGAGACAGAACUGUGAAUAUGAGUUCAGAGUUACAGCAAUCAAUAAAAUUGGUCUUAGUGAUCCAUUAGAGACCGAUGCAUCAACAAUGGCAAAGAGCUCAUUCAGUGUACCAUCUCGUCCUAAAGGGCCACUUGAUAUUACCAAAGUCUCUUAUGACUAUGUUGAUCUUGAAUGGAAAGCUCCUGACAGUGAUGGAGGCACUCCUCUCACUAAAUAUAUUGUUGAAGUAAGAUCUGCUGCACGUGUGUCGUGGCUCAAAGCAGAAGAAAUUGAUCCCAAAUGUACUGUUGCCAGAGUUCUUGGUUUAGUUGAGGGAACUGAAUAUUACUUCCGUGUGAUUGCUGUUAAUGAAGAGGGUGAAAGUCAACCUUUGGAGACAACAGAGUCUGCAACACCAACUAGAGACAUAAAUGUGCCUGGUGUACCUUAUGACUUUAGAUAUAGUAAAUUAGGAAAAUCACAUGUUACCUUAGAAUGGAGAACACCACAUGAUGAUGGUGGCUCUAAAAUCCUCAAGUAUUCCAUCAAAAUGAAGAAAGAUAAGAAAUCUGAUUGGGAAAAACUCAUGACUGUUGAUGGAAAUGAAAGAAAUUGUAAGGUGACAGAUCUGGAAGAAGGCCAAGAAUAUUACUUUGCUGUAUGUGCUGAAAAUAAGAAGGGCAGCGGUAAACUGGCAGAAAUGCCUGGACCUGUUAUUCCCAAAAAGGAGUCAACUGUUCCCUCAGCACCUGCUGGACCUCUGGAAAUUACGAAAGUGCAGCGCACUGCCAUUAGUAUCCAAUGGAAACCUCCUCAAGAUGAUGGUGGAUCUCCAGUUACUGACUAUAUUGUAGAAAGAAAAGUACCACGUGCAUUGCUAUGGACAAGGAUUGAUAAAGUUGAUGCUCACACACUGGAAAUGUGCUGUGAAAAUCUUUAUGAAAAACAUGAGUACUUGUUCAGAGUAACAGCUGUAAAUGUCAUUGGACAUGGCCCUUACUUGGAGAGUGAUGGAGUAACUUUGGCAAGAAGUCCAUUCGAUGUUCCAUCUGCUCCUGUUGGUCCACUGAAAGUAAGCAAUGUUACCAUAGAUUCUGCUGACUUGGAAUGGGAACCUCCAGAAAAAGAUGGUGGUAGUCCACUUACUGGUUAUGUCAUUGAAUACAGGACUAGUACAAGAUCGACAUGGUCCAAAUCUGGAAUGGUUGACGCAAAAUCUACAAAAUAUACUGUUCCAAACCUGUUGGAGGGUAAUGAAUAUUUCUUCCGCAUUAUUGCUGUCAAUGAUGAAGGACCAAGCCGGCCCUUAGCUUCAACAGAAAUUGUUAAACCAAUGAGAACAUUAGCUUUGCCUGGAGUCCCAGUAGAUCUGAGAGCCAGCAGAGUCGGUGAAGAUUUUGUUGAAAUGGAAUGGGAUGCACCUAAAUCUGAUGGCGGUUCUGCAAUAAUUAACUAUCAUUUGCAAAUAUCUGCAUUUAAGCCUGGAGACUGGCAAAAACUUGCUAAAGUUUCUGCUUAUGAUACAUAUUGCCGAGCUGUUCGUCUUGAAGAGGACAUGGAUUAUUACUUUGCUGUCUGUGCUGAAAAUAGUCUUGGUAAAGGUGAAUUUUGUGAAAUGACAAAACCAGUCAAAACCAAACGAGGAUUACUGAUUCCAGCCAAACCAAUUGGUCCUUUGACAGUGACUGAUGUAAAACGUAAUUCUAUUGGCAUCAAAUGGAAAGCACCAACUGAUGAUGGAGGUGCUCCUAUUACUAGCUACAUCAUAGAAAAACGUCAUGAAUCUGCUCGCUUCUGGUCAAAGGGAGAAAGAGUCAGUGGUGAUGUUACAACAUGCACUGUGAUGAAUCUUCAAGAGAAAACUUCAUACCAUUUCCGAGUCAUUGCAGUGAAUCAAGUUGGGGAAAGUGAACCAUUAGAAACAAAGGAAGCAACACUUGCUAGAAGUCCAUUUGAUCCUCCAUCACGUCCUGUAGGUCCAUUGAAUGUUGAUAAUGUAACCAAUUGUUCUGCGGAUCUUAGCUGGAAGAAACCUGAAAAUGAUGGUGGGUCCCCAAUAACAAACUAUGUUUUGGAAUAUAAAAUGGCAUCAAGGAACUUCUGGACUAAUGUUGCUACAGUUGGGGCAGAUGUUACAAAGUUCACUGUGCCAAACCUCAUUGAAGAAACAGAAUUUGAUUUCCGAGUUGCUGCAGUUAAUGCUGAAGGCCAAAGUCCAUACUUGGAAACUGUUGAGGUUACAAAACCAGUCAAGAAAAUAAAUCCCCCAAGUCCACCAAUAUACUUCCGAUCAACAAAAGUGGGAGCUGACUUUACUCUGUUAGAAUGGAAACCCCCUCUGGAAAAUGGAGGUGCCAAGAUUACAAACUAUCACAUAUUGAAACGAGAAUCUGAAGAUGAUGAACCUCAGAAAUUAAAAACAAUUUCAGGUCUUGAGCUGUCUUGUGAAAUUAAAGGUCUCAGACAAACAAUUACUUAUUACUUCUCCAUAUGCGCUGAGAACAAAGCUGGUCUUAGUAAACUUUGCCAUGCAGAUCAUGCUGUAUGCCCAAUGAAACCACUUGAUAAACCAACAAGACCACGAGGUCCAAUUAAAGUUUCUGAUGUCCAGAAAACUUCUAUGAGAGUCACAUGGAAAUCUCCAGAAGAUGAUGGUGGAUCUCCUUUAACUGGUUACUUCUUGGAAAAACGAGAGGCUAACAGACAGUAUUGGAGUAAAGUAGAACAGGUUCCUGCAACUGUAACUAGUUCUGUUGUUGAAAACUUGAGACAGGGUACUGAAUAUGAAUUCCAAGUCAGUGCCUUCAAUAAAGUUGGUUACAGCGAACCUCUAAUUUCAGAGGGAACAACUUUAGCAAAGAGCCCAUACGGUGUACCAUCUCGUCCUAAGGGACCACUUGAUGUUAUCAAAGUCUCUUAUGACUAUGUUGACCUUGAAUGGAAAACUCCUGAAAGUGAUGGAGGUACCCCUAUCACCAAAUAUAUAAUUGAAGUAAAAUCAGCCUCACGGUUAUCUUGGCUGAAAGCUGAAGAAGUUCCUCCUAAUAUUACAAUUGCAAGAAUUUUGGGCUUAGUAGAAGGAACCGAAUACUACUUCCGUGUGAUUGCAGUUAAUGAGGAAGGUGAAAGCCCUCCACUGGAGACAACUGAAUCAACCACACCAACAAGAGAAAUAACACCUCCUGGAAAACCCACUGAUUUGCAUACAAGUAAAAUUGGCAGAGACUUUGUUGCACUUGAAUGGAAACAUCCCAAAGAAGAUGGUGGUUCAAGAAUCACAAAAUACAUCAUUAAGAAGCAAGAUGAUAAGAAGACUGACUGGUCACGGGUAGCUACUACUGAUGGCUCAGACAGAAGAGUGAAGAUAGAUAAUCUUACUGAAGGCACAAAGUAUUAUUUCUCAGUUGCUGCUGAGAAUAAAGCAGGAAGUGGUCCAGCAGCAGAAAUGCCAAAUGGUGUUGUACCUGUUAAGGAAUUAACUGUUCCUUCCAAACCACAAGGACCUCUUGAAAUUACUGAUUUCAGUCGUACUUCAGUAAGCAUUAGAUGGAAAGCUCCUCUAACAGAUGGUGGUUCUCCAAUAACUGAUUAUAUAAUUGAAAGAAAAACAACUAAAGGACUUCUUUGGACCAAAGUUGACACAGUGGAGUCAUCCUUAUUUGACUACACAAUAACAAACCUUUAUGAGAACACUGACUACUUGUUUAGAGUUUUGGCUGUGAACAGUGUAGGAACAAGUGAGCCAUUGGUCUGUGAUAGUGCAGUCACUGCAAAAUCUCCAUACAGUAUACCAUCUCCUCCUGUUGGUCCAUUGGUAAUUUCAAAUGUGACAAUGAAUUCUGCUGAUCUUGAAUGGAAACCAUCUAAAAAAGAUGGUGGAUCUCCAAUUACUGGUUAUCUUAUUGAGUAUAGAACAUCUGCAAGAACAACAUGGUCAAAAGCAAGCUUCAUGGAUGCUAAAACUACAAAUUACACUGCUUCUAAUCUAUGUGAAGGCAGUGAAUAUUUCUUCCGUGUCAUUGCAGUUAAUUCAGAAGGACAGAGUCAGCCCUUAACUGGAUCUGAUUUCGUAAGACCAAUGAGAGAAUUGAGCUGCCCACUACCUCCAGUUGAUUUAAGAGCCACAAGAAUUGGAGAAGAUUUUGUUGAAAUAAAAUGGGAUCCACCAAAGUCUGAUGGUGGAAGUGCUAUAGAAUGCUAUGUAGUCUAUUUGUCUCAACAUAGCCCUGAUGAUUGGAAACGUGUAGCUUUACUCAGUGCAUAUGAUACAAACUUAUGCAUUACUGAUCUUCUGGAAGAUAUGAAUUAUUACUUUGGUGUAUGUGCUGAAAACAAAAUUGGAGUCAGUGAACCAGUUGAAACAAGUAAACCAGUAACAACCAUGAAAGGAUUGCUUGUACCUGCUCGUCCAACUAGUCUUGUUGUAACUGAUGUUCAACGAGAUUCUAUUGCAAUCAAAUGGAAACCACCAAAAGAUGAUGGCGGAUCUCCAAUUCUUUGUUAUAUUGUUGAGAAACGUCCAACAUCAAGCAAAUUUUGGUCAAAGGUAACCAAAGUAGAUGCUGAUACAACAGAACUAUAUGUUCGAAAUCUCCAAGACCAUACUGAGUACCAUUUCAGAGUAAUUGCUGAGAACAAAGUCGGACAGAGUGAACCUCUUGAAACACAAGAUUCCACUAUGGCUAAAAGUCCAUUCAAUGUGCCAUCUCGUCCAACUGGACCAUUGGAAAUUAAAGAUGUCACCCACAACUCAGUUGACAUGGCCUGGAAACCACCACAGAAAGAUGGUGGCAAGCCUGUUACAAGUUAUAUCAUUGAAUACAGAGUACUUUCUAGAACUUUCUGGUCUAAAGCUGGUACAGUAGAUGGAAAGACAACUACAUUUACUGCAAACAACUUGAUGGAAGAUACAGAUUACAUGUUUAGAGUAACAGCUGUCAAUGAUGAAGGUCAGAGUCCACCUUUGGAAUCUGAUGAAUCAACAAAGCCUAUCAAGAAAAUUAAUCUUCCUGGUCAACCUAUUUAUUUCCGUGCUACGAAAAUUGGUGCUGACUUUGCUGUUAUGGAAUGGAAGCCACCAAUUGAUGAUGGAGGUUCUAGAGUUACUGGUUAUGUAAUACUGAAGCGAGAAUCGUUGGAUGAUGAGCGCACAAAAAUGACAUCAGUCACUUCUCAUGAAUUAUCUUGCACAUUGAAAAAUCUCAGACAAAAUGUUAAUUACUACUUCUCUAUAUGUGCUGAGAAUAAAGUUGGUCUUAGCAAACCAGCUGAUGCAGAUCAUGCUGUAUGCCCAAUGAGACAGCCACAAAAACCAUCAAGUCCAAGAGGACCUAUCAAAGUAACUGAUAUCAUGAAAACUUCAAUGAAUAUUUCAUGGAAACAUCCAGAAGAUGAUGGAGGAUCUCCUCUGACAGGUUAUCUCAUCGAACAAAAAGAAAGUAAGCGUCAGUACUGGAAUAAGGUUCAGCAAGUGCCUGCCACUGUUACAUCCUUUAAUAUCCAGAAUUUAAGAGCAAACACUGAAUAUGAUUAUAGAAUUUCUGCUGUAAAUAAAAUAGGCUACAGUGAACCACUGAUUUCAGAUGCAUCAACAAUGGCCAAGAGUCCAUUCAGUCCUCCAGGACGUCCUAAGGGUCCCCUUGAAGUCAUUAAAAUAUCUUAUGACUAUGUUGAUCUUGAAUGGAAAGCACCUGAUUCUGAUGGUGGCAGUCCAAUUACCAAGUAUAUUAUUGAAUACAAAUCUGCAACUCGACCUAGUUGGCUAAAUGCUGCAGAAGUUGAAGCUAAUGUUAAUGUUUAUAGAGUUCUUGGAUUAGCUGAAGGAACUGAAUAUUACUUCCGUGUCAUUGCUGUCAAUGAAGAAGGACAGAGUCCACCUUUAGACACAACUGAAGCAACAAUACCUUCUCGAGAAAUACAUGUACCUGGAUCACCAGUUAAUGUAAGAGCUAGCCAAAUUGGUGAAAAUUAUGUUUGCCUUGAAUGGAGACCACCAAAGAGUGAUGGUGGUUCUAAGGUUUUGAAAUAUACUGUUAAAAAGCGAAAAGACAAGAAGGAUGAAUGGGAACGCCUAAUGGUUGUUGAAGGUUUAGAUACAUCAUUCAAAGUAACUAAUCUGGAAAAGAAUGUUGGUUAUUACUUCUCUGUCUCAGCUGAAAAUAAAGCUGGUAUGGGAAAACCAUGUGAAACUGUUGGUUCUGUUAUCACUCAACGAGAAGCAACUGUUCCUUCAAUGCCUACUGGACCCAUUGAAAUUGUUGACGUACAGCGUACUUCAAUCAGCCUAAGAUGGAAACCACCUCAGGAUGAUGGUGGUUCUCCAGUCAUGUUCUACCAAGUUGAAAAGAAAACUCCUAAAUCAUUAAUUUGGUCGAGAGUUGAAAAAGUUGAAGCAAGUACAUUAGAAGUGUGCUGCACUAAUCUAUAUGAGAAAAAUGAAUAUCUAUUCAGAGUCAUUGCUGAAAAUAUGCUUGGACAGAGUCAACCAUUAGAAACUGAAGCAGCUACUACAGCAAAGAGCCCAUUCAAUGUUCCAUCUGUUCCUGAGGGUCCAUUGAUUAUAAGCAACAUUACUAAAGAUUCAGCUGAAUUAGAGUGGAAGCCACCUCUCAGUGAUGGUGGAUGUGAACUCAUAGAAUAUAUUGUUGAAUACAGGACUGCUACAAGAACAACAUGGUCAACUGCUGGCAAGGUGCCACCUAAAACAACUUCAUUCAAAGCCACAGAUUUGAUUGAAUCACUGGAAUAUUUCUUCCGUGUGGUUGCUGUCAAUGGUGAAGGACGAAGUUUGCCUCUUGUUUCAACUGAUGUUGUCAAACCAAUGAGGGAACUAACUCCUCCAGAUAAGCCUACCAAUUUCAGAGCAUCAAGAGUUGGGGAAAACUUUGUUGAAUUGGAAUGGUCUGCACCAGCAGUUGAUGGUGGAACACCUAUUACAGGAUAUGUUGUGCAAAUGUCACCACAGAAACCAGGCAACUGGACCACAGUCACCUCACUUGACUCUUAUGAUACAAGCUGCCGUAUAACAAAACUUGAUGAAAACAUGGACUAUUACUUUAAUAUUUGUGCCUUGAAUAAGAUUGGUGCUAGUAACAAAGCUGACACCGAAAUCUCUGUGACAACAAAGAAAGGACUCCUUGUACCAUCAAAACCAACUGGUCCUCUUCUUGUUACCAAUAUUCAACAAGAUUCAGUCUGCAUCAAGUGGAAACCAUCUAGUGAUGAUGGUGGCUCUCCUAUAACAGGUUACGUUAUUGAAAAACGAGCUUCUUCCAACAAAUACUGGUCUAAAGUUGAAAAAGUGAAAGAAGGAACGAAUGAGUAUCAAAUAAAAAAUCUCCAUGAGAAAACAGAAUAUUACUUUAGAGUUUAUGCUGAAAACAAAAUAGGAAGCAGUGAACCUUUGGACACUAAAGAAGCAACUCUUGUUAAGAGUCCAUUUGAUGUCCCAUCUCGACCAGUUGGACCAUUAACAACACAAAAUGUCACAUACAAAUCAAUUGAUCUUUCAUGGAAGCCAUCUGAAAAAGAUGGAGGAAAACCUAUCACAUCUUAUCUUAUUGAAUACAAAGCUUCAACUCGUUCUUCCUGGUCGAAAGCUGGUUCAGUCGAUUCCAAAUCCACUUCUUUCACUGUUCAUGACCUAAAUGAAGAUACUGAAUAUUUCUUCAGAGUCACUGCUCUCAAUUCUGAAGGGAAAAGUCAACCACUGGAAACACUUGAUACAACAAAAACUACUAAAAAUAUCUAUAUCCCAGACUCUCCUAUUCACUUAAGAGCUACCAAAAUAGGACCAGAUUUUGCAGUUUUAGAAUGGAGACCACCUAUUUCAGAUGGUGGAUCUAAGAUUACCGACUAUGUAAUUUAUAAACGUUUUGAUAUUUAUGAAGACCGAGAGAAAAUAACUUCAGUCAGUGCAUAUGAACAUACAUACACUGUAAAAGCUUUGCGAGAAAAUGUUAAUUACUACUUCUCUGUCUGUGCUGAAAAUUCAGUAGGCUUAAGCAAGCCAUGUGAUGCUGAUCAUGCAGUUACACCAAAACGACCUUUAGCUAUUCCAUCCGUACCAAGAGGUCCUAUCAAAGUAUUUGAUGUCCUCAAAAACUCUGCCAGUAUCAGCUGGAAUGCUCCUGAAGAUGAUGGUGGCUCACCUCUCACAGGUUAUAUACUUGAAAAGAAAGAGUCUAUUCGAUCAUUCUGGAGUCAAAUUGAUCGUGUACAUGCAAAUAUAACAUCUUAUAAUAUUAAAGACUUGACUGAAGACACUGAAUAUGAUUUCCGAGUAACUGCUGUCAAUAGAGUUGGUAACAGUGAUCCUCUUGUUACUGAUUUAACAACAAAGAUCAAAAGUCCAUUUGGUAAACCAACAUCUCCACUGGGACCAGUGGUAUAUGAUAAUGUAUCAGAUAGGUUCUGUGAUGUUGUUUGGAAUCCACCAAGAUCAGAUGGAGGGUCUCCAUUGCUUGGCUAUAUCAUUGAAAUGAGAGCUAGAGCCCGACCUAUAUGGGUCAAAGUUGGUGAAACUGAUGGUAAAACAACCAAAUUAACUGUUUUUGACCUUAGAGAUGACACCGAAUAUUAUUUCAGAAUUUCUGCAUUUAAUGAAGAAGGAGUAAGUCAGCCUUUAGAGUCAGCAGAACCUGUACAACCUCAGAAAAAUAUAGUUGUACCUGGAAGUCCUGUUGACUUAAGAACAACAAGAGUGGGAUUAGAUUAUGUUGUUAUGGACUGGAAACCACCAAAAGAGGAUGGAAGAUCCAAAAUUACAAAUUAUAUUAUAGAAAUGCGUGAAGAAGGAUCUACUAAAUGGAACAAGAUUGCAACAACCAAACUUGGUGAAGAAUAUUACAAAGCUGAUUUCUUAAAAACUGGUGUUCCUUACUUUUUCGCUGUCUCAGCCCAGAAUAAAGUUGGUACCGGAGAGCAUGCAGAAACUACAUCUGCUAUUGUACCUCAAAAGGAAGCUGAAAAACCAUCCCCACCAAUUGGACCAGUUGUUUUCAGUGAUAUUCAAAGAACAUAUUUGGCUCUUUCAUGGAAACCCAGUGAACACGAUGGUGGUUCUCCUAUUAUUUCAUAUAUCAUAGAUAAAAGGGAAAGCUGGAAAUCCUCUUGGACUACAAUUGCUAAAGUACCAUCAACUACCACAAGUUAUUGUGCACAAUCAUUGAAGGAAAAUCAAGAAUAUUUCUUCAGAAUCUCUACAGUAAAUUCUGUUGGAAAAUCUGAUCCUUUGAUAUCAGAUGCUGUUAUUCCAAAGAGUCCAUUCAGUGUACCUUCAGCUCCUGAAGGUCCUCUGAUUGUUUCUGAUGUCACUGCUGAUUCAGCUGUGAUAUCUUGGAAACCUCCAACGGACACUGGUGGUCUAGCACUUACAGGAUAUGUUGUUGAACGCCUUGAUAAGAGUAGAUCAACAUGGCUUACUGCAGGUAGAAUUGGACCAAAACUUACAGCUUUCUGUGUGCAGAAUCUUCUUGAAGGAUGUGAUUACAUCUUCAGAGUAAUUGCAGAAAAUCCUGAGGGUUUCAGUCCUGCUUUAAAAUCUUCUGACUCCAUCAGGACAAAACGUCCAAAAGAGGCUCCAGGAGUUGUCGACUAUUUGGAAUACUCUGAUAUGACAGCUGAUUCAUUAAUUCUUCACUGGACCCGACCAUCAAAAGAUGGUGGUAGUUCUGUCAGUAACUACGUUAUUGAAUCCAAACUUGAAGGAAGCGAUGAUUGGCAUAAAGUAACAUCUGUUGAAGGUCACCACACCAAAUAUAAGGUUAAGAACCUUGAAGAAAAUAGCAAAUAUAUAUUCCGUAUAUCUGCUAUUAAUGAAAUUGGUUCUGGUCAUCCUGUUCAAUCGGAUCCUGUUUUAGUUAAAGGACCAAUUGCAACUCCAGAUGCACCAACAGGUCCACUAAAGGCAGUUGAAGUUCAAAGCCAGUCAAUUACAAUUCAAUGGGAACCUCCUAAACAUAAUGGUGGUUCUCCACUGACAGCAUAUAUUAUUGAAUUCAGAAAUGCCAAACGAGUUGGCUGGGAUCUUGCUGAUGAAAUUGGAGCCGAUAAGACAAUAUUUAAGAUCAAAAAGUUAAUUAAGAAUAAUGACUAUUUCUUCAGAGUCUUUGCUAAAAACAAAGCUGGUAUCAGUUUGCCUUUGGAAUCCAAACUUUUCACAGCUAAAGAUGCUUAUGGUCCUCCAUCAAGUCCUGUUGGACCAUUGAAGCUAAGUGGUGUUACAGACAGCUCUGCUGAUCUGGAAUGGAAUCCUCCUGAAAGUGAUGGUGGGAAACCAAUUACUGCAUACAUCAUUGAAUACCGAGGUGUAUGGCGUACCUCUUGGACCAAGCUUGCAGAAGUCAGUUCAACUACUUUUCGGUAUACUGCCACUAAUUUGGUAGUAGGAAAAGAAUACCAAUUCCAAGUUUUUGCUGUCAACAGUGAAGGGUAUAGUUCUCCAUUAAUUUCAGCAGAAACGGUGAAACCAAGAGAACAACCGGAAAAGCCAGGUCCUCCAUCUCAUGUAACAGUUACCAGUGUUGGUAAAAAUGAUGUUACAAUUCAAUGGGGUGCACCACGCAACGAUGGUGGUUCCAUGAUAACUAGGUACCACAUCUCCUUGAGUAAAUGUUCCCGAACGUCCUGGGAUAAGGUUACUACUGUGAAGUCUUUCGUUAGUGAAUAUACAUUCACUGAUUUAGAAGAAGGUGUGGAGUACUUUUUUGGUAUUGCAGCAGAAAAUGACAUAGGAGUUGGGCAAAUGCGUAAAACUGAAGAGGCAAUUAGGCCUAAGAAACAGCUUGAACUUCCUGCUCCUCCGGAAGGUCCUUUGAAAGUGACUAAUGUUCAGAGUAACCAAGUUACACUUUCUUGGAAAUCUAGUCCAUAUGAAGCCCACAAACCUGUUGACAAUUAUAUAAUUGACAAACGGGAAAGCUGGAAAUCUUCAUGGGGAUUCUAUUCUCGUGUUAAAGCAGAUACCACUACAACCUGUGUAAAGCAGCUUAGAGAAGGACAAGAAUACUUCUUUAGAGUAUAUGCAGAAAAUAUUAUUGGAUAUUCAACAGCCAUUGAAACUGACCAAGGUGUUAUUCCUAAGAGUCCACACAGUGCUCCUUCUGCUCCUGAAGGACCUUUAACUGUAUCUGAUGUCACAGAUUCAUCAGCAACCAUAAAAUGGAGACCACCUCUUUCAGAUGGUGGACUACCAAUUAUUCACUAUAUCAUUGAAUAUAAGGUUGAUAUCUGGGGAAGCUGGAUGAAAGCAGGUAAAGCUGACUAUGAGGAAAACAAAUACAAUGUUAAAAACCUCAAUGAAGGAAAGCAAUACUAUUUCAGAGUUUCUGCUGAAAAUCCUCAAGGUAUCAGUCCACCAUUGGCAACUAUUGAUCCAAUUGUUCCAAGAAAAGAACCAGAACCCCCAUCAUCACCAGUUGGACCUGUAAAAUUCAUUGAUGCAACAAUCUCAUCAGUUACUUUGGGAUGGCGUACACCAAGAGAUGAUGGCAGAUCAGCUAUCACUGGCUAUAAAAUAUACCUCUAUGUGGAUGACAAGUGGAAAUGUAUUAAAACUGUUGAUGGAAAUACAUUUAAAUACAAGGUUGAAGACCACAUCAAAGAAGGUGGCAAAUACUUUUUCAGAAUAACAGCUGUCAAUGCUUUAGGAGAAAGUACUCCACUUGAUUCUGAUAUGUAUGCUCCUAAGAAAGAGAAAGUUGUACCAUCAGAGCCAGUUGGUCCUAUCGUUGUAAGUAAUAUCCAGAGAAGUUCAGUAGUUAUUGAAUGGAAACCACCUGUUCAAGGUCAUCCUCUUACUGCUUACAUAAUUGAGCGUAAAGAAAAGACAAGAUCUUUCUACAGUAAAGUACAAUCAGUUGAUGAAAGCAUAAAUAAAUUAUCUAUAACAAAUUUGAUAGAAGGAAAUGAAUAUUUCUUCCGAGUUAUUGCUGAAAAUGAAGUUGGUCCUGGUAAACCUCUUGAAAUGGAAGACCCAGUUUUGAUUAAGAGCCCUUACAAAAAACCAUCAGCUCCAGAAGGUCCUUUGGUUCAAAGCAAUUUGACUGAAGAAUCGGUAGAUCUUAAAUGGAAACCUCCUACUGAUGAUGGUGGCUUACCAAUUACACAUUAUGUUAUUGAAGUACGAGAAAUUAAUAGACAAACAUGGAGCUUUAUGUGUGAAAUAAGAUCAACUUCCACAAAUUACACUGUAACUGGAUUGGUACCUGGAAUGCAGUACUUCUUCAGAAUUUCAGCUAAGAAUGAUGAAGGGCAAGGACCUCCUCUCACAUCAGACCAACCAGCUAGACCUGUGAAAGCAGCAACUGUUCCCAAAUCACCAGAAUUCUUAGGUAUCAAGAGUAUUGGAAAAGAUCUUGUUACUAUGGAAUGGGGAAAACCAUUAGAUGAUGGUGGAUCAGAUAUCACAAAUUACAUCGUUGAAUACUGCCCAGAAGGAAAAGAUAAGUGGAUUCAGGCUGCUAAAGUUGGAGCUUUCGUAAACUAUUAUGUUGUUACUGACUUGGAAACUGAAAAAUUAUAUUAUUUCGGCAUUUCUGCUGAAAAUGAAAUUGGUCAAAGCUGCAGGCUAGAGACACAAGGACCAAUAAAGACAGUGAAACCAAUUGAGGUACCUACAGCACCUGAAGGACCGCUUGUGAUUGAAAAUGUCAAGCGUAAUUCUGUUGGGCUUACAUGGAAAGCUAGUAAAGAUGAUGGUGGUUCUCCAAUUUUGUCAUACAUUAUUGAACAAAGAGAAUCAUGGAGAACAAGUUGGCAAUAUGUUGAUUGUGUCUCACCAAAGACCUUUGAGUAUGUUAUUAGAAAACUUCAAGAAGGUCAAGAGUAUACAUUCCGAAUUAUUGCUGAAAACAGUGUUGGCGUAUCAUCUCCAUUAGAGGCCAAGAAACUUAUCAAGAUUCUAAGUCCGUUUGCUCCACCUGAUCCUCCAGCACAUCUUCGUAUUGAAGAUAUAACUAGUAAAUCAGUAACCUUAGAAUGGGAUACUCCACAGUUUGAUGGAGGUAAACCUAUUAGUGGUUAUGUUAUUGAACGGCGAGACCUUUCUCAACUUUCAUGGCUUCAAGUUGGAGAAACUGGUACAUUGCACACAAGAUUCAUUGCAGAAAAAUUGGUUGAAGGAAAAGAAUAUCAGUUCCGAGUCUUUGCUGUUAACAGUGAAGGCCGCAGCAAACCAAAUGAAAUAAAGGAGCCUAUUAUACCAUUGAAAGUUGCUACUGUUCCUUCAGCUCCUGGUGGACCAGUUAUUUUCAAAUCAAUUACAGCAACAUCUGUGACACUGGAAUGGCUACCUCCUAAGAACAAUGGUGGCGCUUCUAUCAAACAUUAUCGUAUUGAAUAUGCUACUGAUACUGCUGACUGGAAAACAGUUGACAUAAGUGAUGUUGAGUAUAUCAGAGUACCUGAUCUUCAAACUGAUCAGCCAUAUUACUUCCGUAUUACAGCAAUAAAUGCAGUUGGACAGAGCAAAUACUUGGAAUCAGACAUUUUCAUUCCUAAAAAGCCCCUGUGUCCACCUAAUCCUCCAUCUGGUCCUAUCAGCAUUGUUGAAAUUACCAACGAGGCUGUCACUCUUGAAUGGAAGCCUCCAACAGAUGAUGGUGGAUGUGCUGUUACAGAAUAUGUUGUUGAAAAACGUGAAGCAAACAGGAUGAUGUGGCAGUUUUCAGAAAGAGUCUAUGAUGAUACUUUUGCUACCAUUAAAAACCUUUCUGAAGGCGAUGCUUUCUUCUUCCGUGUGCUUGCAUUGAACAGAGUUGGAUGCAGUGCACCAUUAGACAUGGAUGUACCUGUUAUUAUCAAGAGUCCAUUUGAACUUCCAUCAGCUCCAACUGGUCCUCUGAAAAUAUCUCAUAUCACUGAGAACUCUGCUGAUUUAGAAUGGGCCCCACCAAGAUAUGAUGGUGGAACUCCUAUUACAAUGUAUGCCAUUGAAAUUCGAGAGCUUAGACGUAAACUCUGGGGCAGAGCAGGAACAGUGGAUGCAUACACUACCAGAUUCACUGCUAGAAAUCUUGUUGUGAACUAUGAAUACUUCUUCAGAGUUAGAGCCAUCAACAAAGAAGGAGAAGGACCUGCUCUUGAAGGAUACGACAGUGCUUGUCCAAAGAUGAAGCUUGAAUUGCCUUCAUCUCCAGUAGGUGUCAAAAUCACAUCUAUUGGAUGCGAUAAUUGCACUAUUGAAUGGAGAGAACCUAGAUUUGAUGGUGGUGAUAGCAUAAAAUCUUAUAACAUCUACCUCUGCCAAGAUGGCAACUGGGCAAAAAUAGACACAGUGGACUCCUUUGUCAAUAUGUAUACUGCUAAAAAAUUACGCAGUGACAAACUUUACUUGUUUGGAGUUGCAGCUGAAAAUGAAGUUGGUUCAAGUAAAAUUGUACCUGUUCCAAAUGCUAUUACUCCUGAGAAGAAAAUAUAUGCUCCAUCAAGACCUAUUGGACCAUUAUCUGUAAAUAACAUAACAAAAUCAUCGGCUGUGAUAUCAUGGAAGCUUAGUGAAAAUUAUGGUGGAUCACCAAUCAUAAGUUAUAUCACUGAAAAGAAAGAGACUUGGAAGUCUUCAUGGGCAAUGGGUGAAAGGGUUCCUGCAAAUACUACAUCAUGUGAAUUAACUUUCCUCUCUGAAGACUGUGAAUAUCAUGCACGAGUGUUUGCUGAAAACAGCGCUGGGCUGUCUGAACCAUUGAUGACUACUGAACCAUUCUUGGUCAGAAGUCCUUACGGUAAACCAUCUGCUCCUCGAGAUCUGGAUGUAAGUGAAGUUGGUGCUGACUUUGUUACUCUGAAAUGGUCUGCACCAAAGAGUGAUGGAGGAAAACCUAUAAAUUCCUAUUCGAUUGAGAAACGAGAUAUGACUCGUAUGAUAUGGGUCCAUGUUACUGAUGUUAAACCAGGAUCAAGAGAAUUUACUAUCAAGAAACUUUUGGAAGGACGAAAUUAUCAAUUCAGAAUCUCAGCUACAAAUGAGGAAGGGGAAGGAUCUUUUGCACAGUCUGAUAUUGUCAGCUGUGAAAAGCCUCCUGAAAAACCAGAUAUUCCUUCAGGUUCUCUUCAACCUUGUCAUGUAACAGAAUCUUCUGUUACAAUGGACUGGUUGCCUCCAUAUUAUGAUGGUGGUUCAAGAUUAUUGUAUUAUAUCCUGGAAAUUAAAGAAUCUGAUUCAGAUAAGUGGUUAGAGGUUACUAGAACACUAGAUACCUCAUGCCUCAUACGUGGUCUUUUUGAAGGAAUGGAAUAUGAUUUCAGAGUGAGUGCUGUUAAUGCCAUUGGUGCUAGCAGACCACUGCCUACAGAAAAACCAGUAAUUCCAACCAGACAAUCAGAAACUCCUUCAAUUCCACUUGGACCACUUAACGUUUCUGAUAUAACUCGUAAUUCCUCGACACUAUCCUGGAAACGUCCCAGUGAUGAUGGUGGUUGUCCAAUUAUUGGAUAUCUGAUAGAAAAAUUGGAUCUUGUUUGGGGCUUUUGGGUUAGAGCAGCAUAUGUUCCCGCAGAAGAUACAAAUUGCACUCUGCAUGAUUUAGCUGAAAACCAUAGCUACAAUUUCAGAGUUUAUGCUCAUAAUGAAAUUGGAUACAGUGAGCCUUUGGAAUUGAGGGCCCCUGUGAAAAUAAAGAGCCCAUAUAAUAAACCUUCAGCACCACAGAACUUGCAUGUAACAGAAGUAACUGAAGAUAGUGUCACACUGGAAUGGACACGACCUCUUGAUUUUGGUGGUACAGACUUGUAUGGCUAUGUGAUUGAAAGAUGUGAUGGUAGUUCAACAAAUUGGAGAGCAAUUGGUAGAACCACACAAACAAUGCAUAUGGUUGAUGGUUUACAAGAAGGCCGUCAAUAUAGAUUCAGAGUGGCAGCAGAAAAUGUUGAAGGCAUUGGUAAUGCUGUAUGGCUUGCCUGUCCUGUUAUGCCACGUAGACCAAUUGAACUUCCUGGAGUACCUGAAGAUCUUGAUAUUGGACAAAUUACUCAAUGGUCUGCUUCCCUUUACUGGAGAAAACCAAUUAAUGAUGGUGGAUCUCCAAUUACCACCUAUGCAAUUGAACAGAGUUGGGCAGGUUCUGACUGGACUGAAAUUGUUACACUGGAUGCUGCUGUACAUUCAUAUACAGUCCGAGACCUCUAUGAAAAUGUUGAAACAUAUUACAGAAUCAGAGCAAAGAAUGUUGCUGGUUGGGGAGACUACAAAGAAUUACCUCAAACAGUUGUACCUAAGAAGGCCCCAGGUUGCCCAUCAGUUCCUAUUGGGCCAAUAAUUAUCAAAGAUGUUAAUGAAGACAAUGUUACCAUUGAAUGGUCACCCUCUGUUAUGGAUGGUGGAGCUCGUAUACUCGGUUAUAUUGUUGAAAGGUUUGACAGACGAAACAGUGCCUGGCGAAAAUGUACUCGUGUGUCUGCUGAUUCUACUAAUGCUUAUAUCAGAAGCCUUGUACCCGGAGAUUCUUACCAAUUUAGAGUCAUGGCUUUUAACGAAGUUGGACUUAGUCUUCCAUUGGAAACUGAGAUUAUUGUUCUUCCCAAAGCAUCAGCAGAGAGCCAGAUGGCUUUACAAUUGUUCCGUGGUCACCAAAUGUUAUCGGUUUCUCAGGACUACACAUAUGAAAGAUCAGAAAGAUCAGAACAGCAAACACAUAGACCUAUAAUACCAUUACCCUACCACUCAACUCAAGAACAGUUGGACCAAUCUCAUGACAGCCAAUAUUAUAGACAGCUUUAUGAAACAACACGUCAACAUGAGCUUGAUCUAAGUCAGCAUCAUGCACAUAAUCUGCGUUAUUAUGAUUAUUCUACAAUAUUCUCUGAUUAUGAAUCAUCUUAUCUCGCUGAUUAUGAGACAUCUCUCCGUCUCACUCGUCAGCCAUAUUAUGAAAAUAUUUAUCCAGUAACACAAAUUCGAAAUUAUCACCAAGUGCCAAAUCUGGAAACUGACACUUCAUCAUCUAUGGAUGUAUACCGAAUAAGGUAUUCUGAUUAUGCAACCUUAUACCGUGAAUCUCAGUUGUCAGAGGCUGAACACCAAGAAUCCCGAAGCCACCAAGUAUCACGGAACUACGACAGGCACCAUGUGCAACAGAGGCAAUAUCAAGUAAAUGCCUCUAGUCAGUUUACUCAACAACAUCAGGGCCACCGAAGCAGAUUAUCCAACAAGGCCACGAGGGCCUUUGAGGAUCUCAAGCAUCACUAGAGAUAAUGCGACUUUCCAGUGGGAGACCCCUGAGAGUGUUGGCAGUGCUCCCAUAACUGGAUAUAUAAUUGAAA